Messenger RNA from Cinara cedri, 71607 nucleotides. Lineage: Eukaryota; Metazoa; Arthropoda; Insecta; Hemiptera; Aphididae. The record is from the annotation of a GenBank genome assembly.
AAAAAAAAAAGGCCGCUGUUCCCGGACGGACAACGUCGAAAGGGUAAAAUAUCGCAUAUACUUGUUAAAAAUAAUGUAGGCCCGGCAGCUGUUGGACGGGCGUAAUGCUUUGCCGAACGGAUUUCCGAAAUGGACUAUGCGAACACUAUACACUGUCUACUGCCCUUCUUCCCAUGCGCCCGUCAUUUAUAUACGAGCUUGUCAUCGGCCGGCGGCGUUGCCCGUGUUUUCCCUAGCUCGGGUUAUCGGGGCGACAAAAUCAUUUUUACACCUCAUUUCGUUACCACGAUUUUUUUUAAAAAAAAGGCCUUAUAUAGGUUUAAUUCCGAAUAAUUGCGAGUAAAUUUUAUUCGAGUAAAAAUCUUUGGAGAGAAAACGGUAAUUUCUUCUGUAGAACUGAUUAUAAGUCUUAUGAACAGUUUUGUGAUUAUUAUCUAGAUAAAAAACUAUGUAAAAAUAAAACGUAUAAAUAACGGUGUUUCAUCUUUGAGCUAUUUAAUAAUAAAAUAUCGUAUCCUUAUGUGAUAAAAGUAAAUGCGUAACUAAUAAGUAGAUUCCAACUAUAGUAAAAUAUACCGUUAUUCCUUAAAAUUGUUUUUAUAUUAUACUAAUUUAUUUUCCAUAUAAUUCUCAUAACUGAUAAUUAUCUCUAUCUUUAUUUUAGAUAAAUGUUUAGUCAUUAUCUUAUCUAUCAUUUAGCUGAAAAUAUUGGUUAUCUUUUUCGACACACUGGUAAUAAGGUUAUAUGGAGAACUUUUUAGAGAUUUUUUUAUAGAAAUGAUAUUCCGGCCAAAAAUAUGUGAAUUACAAUUAAAUAUGUGAAGGGCGUGACACGUUUCACCCAAAUUCGAACUUUGCCAUUUCGCUAAAACAAUAAUAGUUGAAACAUAUAGAAAAUGAUUUUAAUCAUAAUAAAAUACAAAUCAUUAUUUUUAAAAUGUCUACUUAUGCGUUUUAUAAACUCAUACCUAAUUAUUUUAUAAAAAUCUAUAUAAAAUUAUAAGUUUUUCAUUAUAUUCUUGUAUAUCUUUCGGUUUUUGUUUUUGUUUUUUGAGGAAUUUCAACGCAAUAAGUCCUUAUAAAAUAAUACAUUUUCAAAUAAUUUUCUAUGUGUUUCAACCGUUAUUCUAAACGAUUACCAACAUAAUUUUAAAUAAACUAAAAUGUGUUUUAGCAAAACGGGUAUUUGAGUGCAACGGAAAAAGUCUAGUUAGGGCGAAACGAGUCCCAUCUAAGUUUCUUGUAUCUCCUAUUACCUCACACUCCGAUUUUCGGAGGAUACUGAAGUACAUUAGUUUCCCGUGGUAUUCUUCUCGGGGAGCUUUUAGUUUGGUUUAUGGAGAGCAUAUAAAUUAUUAUGUAGAUGUUAGAGUAUUUAUUGUGUUUUUAACUCUACAUAGAUAAUUUAAUUCGUUUUUUUUCUUGUGUAUGCUAGACAGCUGAAAGAAAUCAAAAUUUAACUAUCCCAAGUAUAAUUUCGAUUUUUUUCAGUGAGUUUCCAAUCUAUUAGCCAGCUAUACGUUCGAAGUUUCAGAUUUCCGCGUCCCGUACACAUGGAUACACUAAAUUAUAGUAUACGUUAUAACAUCGGUGUAAUAAUAUCCUCGAGCGUGUGUAGUACGUGUACGUUAGGGAAUAAAAUAAUAUAGGAAAGAAUACGCGCGCGAGAAAGUAUUAAAAAAAAAAAAAAAAACGUUCCAAGCCCCGAACACAACUGGCCGACCGGCUCCGGAAGUGCGAGUUCGUAAACAUUUGAUUAUCGGACCUGUAUACGGGCGUCCUUUAGAUAUACGCGACGACAAGGUUUACCGGUAUCCUCUUUCUCCACGGACUUUCGGUAUAUAGUCCGUGACAGUAAAUCAGUGGCCCUGGCCCGCAGUCUACUGCCCUCCCUCUGCAGCAGUACAGACAAAGCGGAAGUCGGGUUAAGGCACAACGACAUGAAUAUGUUAAUAAUGCUUCGACGACGACGGCGAAAAACCGAGCCAAAAUGUUUUCCAACUGCACCUGCGCCCACGCGAACGUUUUUGUAACCGCACCAGCAAUAAUAAUAAUAAUAACAAUAAUAAUAAUAAUAAUAGUAAUAAUAUACGCGUGUAUUAUAAGUAUAAAAAAAUAUUAUUAUUAUGCGUGCACAAGCAGUUUUUCAUUUCCGCGAGUCCGUGUCGUCUCUCUCUCUAUCUCUUUCCCUCUUGUAUUCGUAUUUCGUACAUUAUGUAAAAUAUAUUACAAUAUUUGUGUAAAUGCACACGUUAUACGCGUCAUUUGAUUAUUAUUAUACUGUUACCGUCCCCGAAACAGCUCGCGGUCCUUCGGCACAAUGCCAUUUUAAUAUUUUAUGCGAUAAAUAGCUAGUAGCACUCGUAUCAACACUAUUAUUAUUUUUUAUUAUUAUUUAGUUCAGUAUCAAACAUAGGCCUAUAAAGAAAGUACUGCCAGUUCCCCGUAUUAUGUUUAUAUGGUCCUUGUAAAACGAAAUUGUUAAAAAGAUACAGACAAUGUUUAAAAAAAUUAAAAAACAUAUAGAGUGGAGUCACCAACUAUAGUUAUCUUGAGAAUUUUUUCUCUAUUUAUAUCUGAUUUAAUCAAUAAUUAUUGAAAGAAAAAAUCAAUAAAAAGAACCAUAAAUACAUAGGUUAACCGGUAAACUUAGUUUGAAUAUCACAGUCUUAAGAACAUUAUGGAAUGGAAAUUUAGUAUUAACAUUUUAAAAUUGCAGUUUCCCGUUCUUUGGGACUAACGUUUAACUUUUAAUUUUUUUUUAUCUUACGCUAUCUAUUUUUUUGUAAUAACUGAUAUCACCAAAUAAAUUAAUACGAUAAUUUAUUUAAUUAAAUAUAAUUUAUUAGUGAAUGCGUGUAGAUUUUAAUAUACCGAUUACAAGUACAAUUAAACACACUUGUAAUAGCCAAUAGGGACCUUUAGUUUAUUCUUCUGUCACCUGCCUAAUAGUCCAUGGAGAUAUUCCGUCCAUGAUUGAAAUAUUCCCAUCAUAGAAAUAUUUUUCACCCACGUGCAUAAAAAGACCGACGACCACAGAUAUAAUUUAACAUAUAACUUAACCAUUUAAUUUCCAUGAUAUUGGAUUUUUUUUUUAUAAUAUCUCAAUGUUUACCUGUCUUUUUUUUCUUGUUUUUUUAAUACUGUUGAAACCAUAAAUCUUAUAACAAUAUAAUAAGUACAUAAACUACUUGUAUGACAAUGACAUUAUGAGAUGCGUAAAAACGGCUACAACACGAUUUAGCAAAAUUUGCGAAUGAGCUAGUACAUAUACACAUAAGCAGUACGACCUUUGUGAGGAGCACAAAGACAAUAUACAAAACAUCCGUAAUGUACUGAUAUUUUUUUUUCUUUCUUUCGUGGCGUGCGACUUUGUCAAUUAUAUGAAAUUAAUAAUUUGCAGUCGCGAUUAUCAUGUUUGUUAAGCUGCGGUUACAUGAUAAUAGUUAAUCGUUGAUAGUUGUCAUCAUGAUAACAUAAUAUGAUAGUUUACUUUCACUAUCACUGUCGUCGCAUGGUCAGAACAAUGUUUAUGCAUUAUUAUUCCAAUAUUGUCCUCCGGUAUAUCGUUCUCUCUCACACAACAUUGUCAGUGAAAACCACAAGCUGGAGGUAAUAAAAGUACAAUUCAUCUAUUUAUAUAUCUAUGUUUUCAGUACUAUUAAAAAUGUACGUUGCCCAUAUGAGGCAACUCCCUACAAUAUUAUUAUGAUAUGUAUACAAAUUAAGUACGUAUAAUAAUAUAUUAAUACUUUUUUUAUCGAAGAUUAUGACCCGACUAAUGAAAUUAGUUUAGUAUGUAAACUCAUAAUUUAAAUGGUGUGAAGCCGCAAUUUCUAUUACAUAAAAAUAGUAAAAUAGUAGCUUCAGUUUAAAUAAUAACAAUAUGAUGGGAUAACGAUCACGACAAUAAUUAAUAUUAUUGUACAGAUCUAUUACUUUUAGCAAUAUGUAAUUGCACAUAUUUUAUUUUUAUACGGUUGCACCGUGAAAUGAUUUUCCAAGUUUUGCUAGCCGUCCAUUACAGCGUGAUAUAAAUUGUUAUAUCAGUACAUUGUAUUUCUGGUUGCAACAUUAUGUGAAUUGCUACCGAAAAAAAUAUAAUAAUAAUAAAUAACGCGCUACUGUAACGUCACUACAAAUUGUGCGGUACUAUUCCGACCGCUGAUAAUAUUUUUUUCAAAACGGUACGAAAUCUUCAGUGACCUAGGUGCGAUAGGUUCCUAGUCUUUACUAGUGUACAUACUUAUAAUAGUUAUUAGGUAUAAUCGCAGGUGACGAGAAGAUGGUUAAGAGGGGAUGAGGAGGUCGGGGAUUUAUUCACCAAAAUAAUAGUAUAAUAACUAUAAUAAUAUCUAAUGUUCUAAAUCUUCUAUAAUAAUAAUAAUAAUAAUACAAAAUAGUUUCAAACGGAUAAAUAAUAGCCAAACCGAUUUUGGCGAAGUUUCUUAUCGCGGACGUUUUGCGUGCUCAAAGUUUGACCGUACUGCUAUAUAAUAUUUCGAACGGAUGUCUAUACUGUAUACGUCUAUAGGUAGUAUUAUAGUAGGUAUAAAAGUUUACAAUUAAACGUUAAAAUAAAAACAAAUAAAUUUAUUAAAUUAUAAAUAAUACCCGUUAUGAAAGUUAUAUACAUUUUUUCGGUCUUCGCAGUCGUAGAGUUGUGUGUUCGAAACAAUUUUGUAGUCGACAAAAUUGAAAAUUGUUUUGUCCGGACGCAAUUUAUUUAUUGUGGCGAGGGUACCUGCCUAUAUUUUUCGCGUUCCAAUUUUCGGCCGCAAUCAGUUGACCAAAUUUAUAUUGUUUUGGUAAACGUAAACGCACGAAUGUAUUGUUAUCAUAAUUAUUAUUCGCGAAGCUCUUGAUUUCGUCGAUGUUUUAUUUAUUUAUUUUAUUUUAUUUCGUGAGAUUCUAUACAGUCGCGAAUAUUUCAACAGCACGUAUCUCGUAGACAUUACCAAAUCGGUAAUAGAAAUAAUACCGAUAUUAUAAUUAUUACAGAAUCGGUUUCGGAUAUUUUUUUGUUCUAUAUUGUUUUUCUUUUUGUUGUGGAUAUUCUUUAAAUCACGAAAAUUAUCACGCUACUUUAUCAAAACCUUACAUCAACAUAAAGUAUUUAAGCCAAUAGUACGUGACAAUAGUUGCAUUGCGGAGAAAUAACACAUUUUAAAUAAUAUAUAAUUAGUGCGAUAUACAAUGUUAACUAACGUUAGGUACCGAUGUUUAACUAAAUGUGAUUAAACAGUUUAAGUAACGUCUUUUGAACGUACUGUUAAACUACAAAAAUUGAGAUACACAUUGUUGCGGCAUAUGAGAGAAUUUGGAAUUUUUAAUGUUUUUAAUCGCAUUAUAAAUAAUAAUUGCCACUACCUACUGAAAUAAAUUUAUAUAUUCCGAUACACGGUUAAAAUGAUAACGAAAGCCGUGCAAUUUUCUUUAUUAGAAAUUAUUUAUUAUAGUCUUCGGAAUGGAAAAUAAUAUCGUUAAUAUCGUUUUAGCUGUUUAUCGCGUAUGUUAUUAUUAUUUAUUUAUUUACAAAUAAAUAAAAUAAUAAUAUUAUGCACAUUAUUUCGCCAAACUGUUUAAUUAAUCCGAAAAAUAAACGAAAGACCGAUUUUUCAAUACUGCCAUAGGUACGCUUUAUUAUUAUUAUUUUUUUUUUUUACGCAGGUACACGAACAUAAUAUUAUUAUUCAAACAAGUUUCGUAGUAAAUAUUUUUCCCGAAAACUUUUUCAUAUUCCCCGUAGAUGAAAAAUGUUAAUUAACGAUUGGGGGUGGGAUGGGAAUGUAGGUUGGGCGAAAAACCACGUAGUGCCUGUUAAUUAUUAUGCCCCACGCUGUAUUAUAAUAAUAUAUAUUCAUAAAAAAAAAAAAAAUAAUAAUAAUAAUUUUAAUAAAACCGAAACAUAGUGAAACAUUAAACACGCCAUGGAAGAUUUUUUUUUUUAUGGAUAUUUUCCACGAUAAUUAGUAUCAUGGCGUUAUAGCACGCGGUUUUAUCGGUUUGAAACUAACAACCACACGCUUUUACGGGAAGAUUAUACACAACAAUUUGGCCUAAAAAUAUACAGCGCGUUAUAUAAUACGUAUAUAUAUAUAUAUAUAUAUAUACAGGUAUAAUGCGAUUUUUUAUCGUUUUUAUCUAUAGUCGUUAAAACAAAGUACAUAGACAAUUAUUUCUAUGCGUAUAUAUCCGCUCCGCACCAUAGUAUUACAAAUACGCAGUUAACAAAAAAAACGCAAAAACAACCGUUAUUAUUGGGGAAUAAUAAAAAAAAGAAUCGUCUGAGAAACGAAUGAAUAACACGUUUGCUAUUUGAAGAUAAAGAUUAUAUUAUACCUACCGUAGAUUAGUUUAGAGGACGACACACGUCUACGCGUCCCACAGACGUGUGUCGGCGUAUCAAAUUCGGGUACGACAGAAUCGAUUUUGCGCUGGCUGUUUUCUAUUUUAUUAUCAGAACGAAUUGCCCUGUUAUCGAAUUUGAUAACAGAGCAAUUCGAAAAUUAUCUGCGUCUUUGUACAUUUGUUUUUUAUUCUUAGUAUAAUACUUUAAUACAUUAAUAACAACACAGACAAUAUUCUUACCAUUAAGUUUGAUAAUAGUCAACUCUCUGUUUUAUUAAAACAAUAACACCAUACAUUUGGUUUUGUUGAAUACAAACUUUAUAAUAUGCCGCGCGUUUAUAUAACAGAGACGAUAAAAAAUAAUGAGCGUCUUUUUAAGGGAGUUGGAAAAGGUUUUUCAAAUUUUGUAAAAUUAUUUUUACCUUUAAAUAAUACGACUUUUUAUUAGUAUUCACUAAAUAAUUUACUGUCCAAUGAAUAUAGUACUUUUAUAUGUACUACUACAUAGUAUUUUAGAUUCCGAUCGUAGUGAGGGAAAUAUUGGUUUUACAACGUUGUUUAUUUAUUUAAAAAAAAUGAUUUAAUCGAAAAAUCACAAGAUAUCUUUUUGUGUUGCCUUUUUAAUUUACUUUCUUACGCUAUCAUCGUCAAAACUUUUGAGCCACUAUUGAGGUUUUAAGGAAUUUUAAUUUUUGGGAGUUUUUUUAUUGUAGUUCGGUUAUAAAUAUAAGUAAACACUCGCAACUUGGUAUUAACAAAUAAUAUUGAACUUACGUAGACGUGGUCAAAUUUCCAAAAUCAUCGGACGAAGUUUUUUUUUUUUGAAUAAGCGUUUUGAAAUCAAAUUGAAAUAAAAAUCGCAAAAAAAAAUUAUGGAAUUUCAAAUUAUGUAUUACCGAACUGCGCUCGGAAUCGUCUUUCGUCAAGCAAUGGUUUAUCGUUACUUACAGAUAUAAAUAAAAUAACCUCAUGUAUUCUAUCUUUCCAACUUCUCACCUACAACAGUGGCUGCACCCGUCCUCAGUAUCAGCUCUUUUUUUUUUCAUUGUUUAAGAGGAAUAUGUAAGACUGUUUUGACUGUUAAUAUGACGUUUCAGACUAAUGGUCUGGAGUAGAAUUUAUUCACCAACACUCAAUAAAUUGUAAUUUUGAAAAAAUAUUUGAAUUCUUUGAUUUCUCUUGUUUAUGUUUUGUAGGAAACUUUGGUUCGUUUUUAUUUUGUUAAUUUAAUUUAAGUAAGUAGACAAUGAACUUGUUUUAUUUUUUUCUUAAAAUAUAAUUGAAGCCUUAGGUACCUAUAAUAAUACGCGUGCAAGAAAAGAAAUUAAUAAAUAUUAAUAAUAUUCGUCCUAUGAAACAUAGAAAAAAAUCUACAAAGUCAAAAAAUUUUUCCAAAAAAAAAUAUUUAAUUACUAGAAUUACGUUAAUUUCACUCUAGCUUUUGGUCUAAAUAUGUGAAAAAACGAAUCGCUUUCAACUGUGUAAAAGAAAUUCGUACUGGAACAGAGAUUCCCUUAUCUUUCUUUGUUAUACACAUACAUAGUAUAUCAAUUUAGACCAGUUGUUUAUCCGUUAGGUAGUUCGAUCGAUGUAUUGAAGCAAUAAGAAUUUUGAAAACUGAUAUAAAUUCAACGUGAAGAUUACACGGCUACCCCAAUUUUUUCAAAUUUCAAUUCUUAAUUUCUAAAAAUUUAGAAAUUUAGAAAAAUAUGUAAUAAAAAGUUUAAUUUAAUUUUAAAAAAAUAACCUGUUUGAUCUUGUAUACAGUUCACAUUUAGUUAAAAUUUGUUUUUUUUUUUAGAAUUCUAAUAGCUUCACUGCAUCAAUCAGUUUGAUUGAUAAAAAAUUGGUCUAAAUCACUAAAACUGCGUACAUAUAUUAUGUAUUCCAAAGAAAAAAAAUAUCGGUAUCAAAUCCCCUUAAGAAUUUUUGAAAAAAAUCAAUGUGUUUUGUUUCAGUAACCGUAUUGUAAUAUAUUAAUAAUAACAUUAUUGUAUUUUAUCGGGUUUAGUUACCUACUCGUCGCGAUGGUUAUUAUUCAAACUUUUACAUAAUAUUAUUAUAUUAGUUCGAUAGGUCGUUCGGUAAACUAUUCGGAAAAGUAUUCAAUUUACCCGGAUAGUGAAUCGCUAAAGAUAAUAAUGGCGGCGGAGGCGAUUGUUUCAAAGUUAACAUUUUAGGUAUAGCUAUAAUACACCCACACUACGGAGGGUUCACAUAUAUACUAAAACCGAUAAAAUUUGAAUAAUAUAAAUCCAAAUUGUUCGGGUUCGGAUAAUUAUAUUAUAACAUUAUAACUUACACUCCUUUAAAUUGAGUUCUCGCGCACUUUGAUAAUAAUAUAUAGGUAGUCGAUUAUUUAAUAAUAUUCGUGAAACCAAGAUUUCGAUUGCGACGUAUAGAUACGUGCUAUAUGGUUGUUUGACAUUGAUUUAGUCAGUGCAAAAACUUAUAUUGCGGAUUAACCGACAAAUUUGGCGUCUUACCGGACAAACACCAGAGUUACCUCGAAGUAAGAUUAAAUUCUACUUUUUACGUGAUGUACACUACUAUUUUUAACAGUAACUCUGAAAAUUUAUCAAUUUUGUUAUCUGUAUUCGAAUGGAUACGUGUGCACGUAUACUUUCCAACCUAAACUUCCCUUAACAAUAUUCUAGUUAAAGUUGCAUUUAUUUUAUUGAAUACUUAUUAUAAAUUAUAUACACAUAGUUAAAUAAUUAUAAACAAUACACGUAUACCUUUAAUAUAGUCCCAAAAAUAAGGGGUUGCGUUUGGUCCACUAUUUUUGGAGAAAAAAAAAUCGAUUUUGGACCAAUUAAAAAAUAUUUAAAUUCCUAUUGUAAUCUAAAUUUUAAAAAAAGAGCUGAUACUGCUGAUGGGUACGCCACUGAUGUAAAUAAGAAGUUGGGAAGGUAGGAUACCCAAAAUGAUUAAAUUUAUAUCUGUAAGCAAUGAUAAAUCAUUACUAACGAACAACGAUUCUGAGCAAAGUUCGAUUAUACAUAUUAUAAUGAAAUAACUUAAUUUUUAUGACUUUUGUUAAAAUUUAAUUCACUUAUAGAAACUCUGAUAGAAAAAUUUUGUUUUAUCACCAAGUACACCUUAUAAUAAACUUCGUGUUAAAUUUUGUCAAGCAUUUCUGUUUGGUUAAACAAUUUUAUCCACGUGGUAUCUACCAAAUAAAACUCAAAAAAAAUUCGAAAAUAUAAAGUGCCUGUAAAUAACACAAAAAUCCUAUUUAAUCUUAAUCCUAGUUCUAUAAUAAUAUUCACUGUGGUCUGUUUUUGUACGCUAAAUCGUACUCGUUUCAAGAUAAAUAAACAGUUUUUCGACACGAGGGUUUUAUGUUCAAUAAUAUCGCCUCUUAACAGCGACAUAAUAAUUAAUUUAAAUGCCUACGACUCGGGAAAACAGAAAUAAUGUAUUAUUACGCUGAAAAUCUGGUGAAGCUAGUUUCGAUUAAUGCGCACGUUGCAAAAAUGAUGGCUAUUAUAAAAUGCUACUCGGUUUCAUUAUGGCAGAAAACAUGUCCAUAGCGUUGUUCUUUAUACUGGUUCGUAAGUAUAUAUAUAAAUUCUAUCCGAGAAAAAAAUAAAAAACUAACGUUAAUAUCUGCAAAUGACUAUGAUGCAAGAAUUGUGAGGAAAAAAUUAUUAUUACUUUUUUUUUUUAAACCAUUCACCGAACUUGAACACUGCAUUUAUACACUGCAGCAUGUCGUGUAUACGAUAGCAAGCAUAAUAUUAGUUCUGUAUUGCAGGUACCUAAGUUUUAUGCGGCAUAAAAAAUGUCGAGGAUAAAAAUACUUUCAUUGAACAAACGCAGCGUAUACUUAUGUAUUUAUAUAUAUAUAUAUAUAUAUAUGUACUCGUAUAUAGAUUUUUUUUUAUUAAUAAACAAAAUAUAGUUCAGUAUAUAGGUAUUAUGUGCGAAAAAAAUAGAAAAAAUAAUAUCGAACUGAGGUAUAUAUAUAUAUAUAUAUAUAUAUAUAUGUCGUAUUAAAAAAAAAAAAAAAAUAAAAAAAAAUAUCGCUUAUAAUAAUAUUAUAAUAUCGCUCGCGCCGGUUUAUUCGAAUAAUAAUAAAUAAUAAAAAAAAAGUAUAAUAUUAUGAAAAAAGGAAAAAAAAUAAAAAGCCUCACGUAAAUUGUAUUAAUCUCUAAUUAAACGCACAAUGACGGUGACGCUGUGGGGGUCGUUCUCGCCCAUCCCGUCGGGGAUGCUUUUACUAGGGCGAUGAUAAAUAUUUUUUUAUAUUCAACUCGAUUUCCUUUUUAUUUGGUUUUUACCCGCCACCGUCGACGUCUACAGCUAAUUCGUGUACCUAUAUACUGUACCUACCUAACCUGACUAUAACUAUAUACAUCCUACCCUUUAUCCUAUUAUCAUAAAACGGUGGCUGGGAAAAAAAAGCAAUAUAAAUAAUACUUACCAAGCAAUAAUCGCGGAUGUUUUAAUUGGAUAACGGGGGAAUCCUCGUUAUAGCGAGCAUAUUACUAACACGUAUACGACCUCGGCACUACGUUGUUAUCAUUGGCUAGUUUGAACAGCGCAGUUAAACUACGAACUCCGACUUGCCGAUACAAAAUAGUUUAUUGAAAUAGCAUGUUAUCAUUAUAAUAGCGGUAGUAUAAUAUUGGUUCGUCUCAUGCGGCCUUCGGCCGUCUCCAUUCUAUUGCUUCGCGAGCUUAAUCGAAAAUAAACUCCGAUUUGUUGUAUAAAACCACGUUGGGCGGAUAAUAAAAGGAAAAACGCGCAAAUUGAUUGUCCGGUUGUCGAAUUCGAAGCCGAACUCUUGGAAUGCAUAGACGCCGUACUUGCCUACCAGGACACUAUCACCGCAUGGUUGAUGCCUACGUAUUUAAAAUAGUUAAUGUCCUCAAACCAGCCAACGAGAUCAGUACAUUCGAAUACAGGUACCUAACCGAGUAUCGAAUACCUAACCGAGACUAUGCACAUUGUGUUAAUAUUAUGCUUCUGGUGGCGUAGGCACUGCUGCCGUGGAGGGUACCUACCGGUCAUUAUUGACGAGCCCGUAAAUGCCAAAGAUCCGGUGGACUUUUCAAUCACAUCGACCUGUUGUAAUAACAUUAAUUUUUUUUGAAAUCAGAAAGAUGUGUAUGUGACAUAAUUGGAAUUUUUAUAUGUGUAAUUUGUCGUUGAAAAAAAAAAAAAAAAUAUUUAUGUAUAAUAUAUUGCUGACCAGUGACCGUGCUUGGAUUGUUGUCGCUUAACGCCGACGUACAUGAAUCGAAUAUCAAAUAAAUACACGAACCGGUACCGCACUGGUAGACAAACACACCAGAUCCGCGGUGUUUACGGGUUCGUGUCGUUAUUGCAGUGUGCGUGUAUAUGUAUUCAUUUGAAAACCGCCUCCCGCCUAAUGCGAUCCCUACGGCGAGUGCGGGGGACGACGACGUUGAUUUACAGACGCAAACGGUUGGCCUGCGUGUUGCUGCCGAACACGCGAUAAUGUACGAUCGACCGGAAUCCGCCUUAUUGUCGUGAGAAUGAUAAUAACGAUGUUAAGUAUACCGAAGUAAAUAAUAGGUACGUAACCGCAGUAACCGCAUUAAAUACGCCGCGGUCGUAAUCGGACGGCGCGGCGGUGUCGUAUUUAAUUAGCUCCGAAACCCGGGCCCGGUGUGAUACGGUAAUAACCGCGAUGAUAAUGAUGUUUGAUGGUGAUAAUAGUAAUAACGUAGAAGAAAACGGCGAAAAACGGUUUUCGACGCGCGUGCCAAUUACAGCGCCGGAUGGGCAUCACGAUAAUAUGGUUUCGGGGGCGUGUAGUUUCGACGAAUCGGCUAAAAUAAAGACAAAUGUUUAAAACCGUUGACAUACGAUAACAACGAAUAGACUAGGACGACGAUCGUUUUAAGGCGCGGCGCAUAGGGCACACAAACGUAUGGUGUAUGGCGUAUGUUUAAUGCGUGCGGGAGAGAAAGUCGACGAUCGCAGUAUUUUUCAUGGCGGUGAAAUAUUUUGUAUGGUUUUUUUCAGCGUGAUUCCGAAAUACGUGAGUGGACAAAAGCACCGGUGAUCUAUACGGCUCGAAUAUUAAAAGCCGCGCCUCGGUCGAUCCGUUAUGAUUCACGAGUCAUCAUGACUGAAUAACUAUCACGCUCGCGUGAUAUAAAUUUAUCGAUUCAAGGCGUAUUAUGAGCGUAAAUAUUCCUUGGUAAAUCCGCAAACGUUGUUCGUAUUUUGACUACGCGAUUCAUUUAUAAUCGUUCCCGGGCUAUUUAUCUUACGUUCACGUUCAAACCUGUUAGUUUUCGCUUAUUCCGAGUGAAACAACCGUAUUAAAUAUCUGUACUAGAUAGGAGAAUUAAUUGUGAGCCUACGGCCACAAUCAAACGUGCGUUUUUGAGUUGCGAAAAUUGUUUAUUUCAUUAUUUAUUAUACUUUGUCCGAACUAUUCUAAUCGAAUUUGAAAUCAUUACAAUUAAAAUUCUUCUUUAUUCUACGUAGGUGAAGGCCCGCUACUUUUGUUCUUAUCGUUCACAUCUCUCCCUAUCGGCAAUACCCCACAUCACACGAUCUCAUAUUAUCUUUACAUUUUUUCCAAUAACCUCUAGUCACUUUUUCUUUGAGUCUCACCUCACCUUAUCGUAUCUUAUUUCGACUAUCAGCUAGCAUUGUUUUUCAUUAUCUCUGUCUAUUAUAACUGUCUCAAUUUAUUUUCACUGAUUUUUCCUGCUUUACCCAUCACUCCUAGACCAUCUAUUAUUCUUAUCCUAUCCAAUCCGGUCACAUCACAGGACCACGCCUCAGUACUAUAAUUUCUGUUGAUUUCAUGAUUGUUUUUUUAAACGUUUUCAUUUCUUUUUUUUUAUUCAAUGUCCACAUUAUCUACUGUUAUAUUUAACAGUUUGAAUUUGCUAUCAUACAGAUAAUCAAUAAUAAACUCAUUCAUUCAUUGAAAACUACAAUAGACAAUACUUCACCACAGUGAUAAUAUACGUUUACGCAUUAAAGGUUAGGUUUAUACUGCGACGAUGACGUAAAAAGACGACGAAAGUAUAUUAUUAUUGCGGCGGGGAUUCGUUGAGAUCUUAUCGGAAAACGCCCUGUGACCAAACCCGAAGAGAUAAUAUCGUUCGCCGGAAUCGGUCACGUACACGACUCGGGAAUAUUUUUAGCUCUUAACGACUACCGAGCGAUUGUAUCUGUAUCUAUAAUAAUGCGUAUACAGUGUUCCGGGUGGCCCGGCCACUCAUUUUCUAACGCGGCACGGUCUCAUCGUGGGCACCGGUUUAAUGUAACGACGGCAUUUCACUAUAUCAUUCGGCCGCCACCAGAUGAAAAUGUAAAAUUGUUUUUUCCAUUUUUAGGAUUUUUUUUUUUUUUGUCCAUAAACGAUAAUGAUAAUUAUUUUUGUUUAAAAAAAAAAAAAACUAUCAGAUUCACUGAAAAUAAUACCGUUCAACUGUAGCGAUAUUCUAGUAUAAUUUACUAUUUUGGAUUCCGAGUGGGUUAGUGAAAAGUGAAGAAAAUAUUUUGGUUAUUUUGUCGUUAAACCAACGUUUGUUUCGUGAAAAUAUACCGAAAUAUUCAUAUCGUAUUUAAAAAAAUGCAGAAUUUUGCUUUGUGAUACUAUAUUUUACUGAUUUGUCUAAAUUCGCAUUAUUUGUGCAAACAAAUGUGUAAGUUAACCCAGUUUAACGGGCUUCGGUUGUCUGUUUAUUUGAUUUUUAUUAGCACUAUUUACCGGACGAAAUAUGGUCAAAUCUACUUUUUCAUAUGUUCACCAACAGUGGCCUAUACCUCGUAAAAGAUUUUAAUAGUUAAAAAGUUAUGAAUUCUGUUUUUUUAUAGCACUCGAGGGAUAAGGACUAUAGAUAUUAUUGUAUUUGAAGGAUAUAUUUAAUUUUUGGUGAAAAAUCUAAAAAAAAAAACUUUUUGAUAAAUUUGAAGAUAGCAAUUUGUUAUUAUUCAGAAAAUUUUGACGUUUCAACUUUUUUUUCAUUAAAUUCGUGGUUUUUAAUAAUUUGUUAAAGUUCAGUAAAAAAAAAUAUAGGCACAGUCAAUUAUUAAUUACUAAUUAGUCCUGUAUAUAGUUGAACUAAAAAAAAAAAUUUCAGAUAUUAAUAUGCUUAGUUGUUACUUUUAAUAAAUAAUUUAAACUUAACUUCUUUGUUAAAGUUUAAGUUUGUUCUAAAAAGUUAUUUAUGAUUUAUUGUAUUAAAAACUGUGUACAUUUGUUUUUUUUUUUUUAUUGUUUUUUUUUAAAUCGAAAUUGUGUACUAAAAUAAUAAAUAAACAUCACUAUCACAUAAUAAAAUGAGCAUCGAGCCUAUGCGAUUGCUAUACGAAUCGUGAAUAUUAAAUGAAUCGUAAAUAAAUAUUACCGUACAAAAUACGUGUAUGUGUGUAGCUAAAGGCAAUUUUAAAUAAAUUACUUUUAAAUUAAGUUAUUUUUUAUUUUGAAUACAUGUGAUUAUACUUAUUUACUCAGCCAUUUAUAUUUUAAAAUUAACUUUGAUAUUACAUAGUGAUUUUAAUUUUAUUAUAGGAUAAUUUAUUUUUUUAAACUAGAGACCGAAAUUUGGUUAACUUCCUCAGUUUUUCCAUGGUACAGGGAAUAAUAUGUCUAGAUUUUGAAUUUUAUUUUAUUAGAGAAAAAAAAUAAAAAAAAUGUAUGAGUACCUAUAAUAUAGGUUAAUAUAGGUUCUAUAUUAUACGUUACACAAUAUUAUAAAAUUACGAUUUAUAUGCAAACACUUUUCCGAGAGUUUGUAUUUGUUGAUGUUUAUCGAGUAUUAAAAUAAAUACUUUUAGCGAUUCUCAUAUAAAGUUUGAAAAAUUAACCUAAGUUGGUAUAAAAUAAGUAUUGUUUAUGAAAAGUACAUAUUUGUCGAAAGUACUUAUUUAAUCUGUAUAUAAGUAAUCUGCGUUUAUUAGUGCUCAAAUAUUAUAUUUUCAUUGAGUAAUAUGAAAAUAGGUCAACUUAUAUAAUAUAUGUGUGCGUUGUAAGUUAUGAUGUUACUAAGUUUAUAGGGCAAACAAUUAUAAAAAAACUAUUUCGAGAAUGAAUCUUGUAUUAUCAUUUUUAAAUUCCUUGAUAUUAUUUAUUGGUAUAUCGACUACGAGAGUUUUUUAAAGUCCGAUCCUCGAGGGAUUUUCAGAAAAAAAAAAUUAAAAGUUUAUAUUAUCAUAAUGCAAUGAUAAUUUUAUAUUAUAAUAGUAAUAAACUUUCGUACUAUAUUUUAUACGUCCGUCAAUAAGAUCGUCACUUUGUGAUUUUUGGCCCCAUUGCAAAUGUUGAGUUGAAAAAAAAUAAAUUAUAAUAUUACAGUAGGUUCUUAUAUAACUUAUAGAAACUUGUAUAACAUGUAUGCACAAGGUUAGAUAAUAUAUUUGAUUUAAGUAUCGUAUAGAUGCAAUUGUAUCUUGCCUCUUGUAUCUUAGAUAAAAUACUAUAAAAUAUCGAAUUUCUAAAUGUGCUCAUUUUAAAGUAAUUAGCCUAUAGGCGCCUAAAUGGGAGAAGGUGAGUUCGGUUAUUUUCUUUCCUGAAUUUUCAAAAAUACAUUUAAAAAUGGAUUGUGUCUGCACAAAAAUAGAAGGAAUUGUUGUGAAUCUUGAAAAAUAUGUCAAAUAAAUGUACCACUGUCAUUUAUUUACGUGAAAAAAUCAACUUCAAUGUAUUGAACAUCUAGGUAGUAUUCAAAAUUUAAAUAUAUACAAUGUAAGCAGCAUUAUGUAUAUCUUAUAUUUCAAUAUAAGCGUCUAGCAUAUAUUAUUUUGUAUUUAGAAUUCUAGAUACUAGAUAGACUCGUAGAAAAUCAAUGUAUCGAGUUAUUAUUACUUAUUUUAAAGUAUCUUCUACAUCCCUGCAGUAUGGAGAAUAAUUUCAUAACGUCAUAUUAUUUUAUUAUAUAUGUCAAGGGUCUUUAAAUCUUGUCAAGGUUAUGCGUCGACAUUUUUAUGGCGUAUUGCAAUAAAAUGUUUAAAUGGACAAAGUUUCGAAGACUUAUUUUUAUUUCUAUUUUGUUUUUUUUUUCCGAGGUGCAAUGAGAACCGAUCGGUUUUACGGCUCUCUUUUUUUCAAAAGGAUAAUAAUCUCAUCUCUGUAUUUUUGGCGACCAAAACCAUUUAUUUUUUCCGUUUUAUUGCGAUACGGUAUUUUGUUCAUUUCGAAGUAUAGGUACUAUUAUUACCACCGUGUAAUUUUCACUUCCUCAUCGUCACGUAGCCCGUGCGAUUACUAAUGACAUUUUCUCGUUAUCGUUUUGAAUUUCACACGAUUUUAUUACCCACUUUUUUUUAUAUAUAUUUUAAGGCAUAUAUAUAUCGGUUAAUCGUAUUGACUUUUGUGCUACAUUUAUUAAAACCAACUCAACCGCAUAAUAUAUCCAAUAUAUUAUUAUAUUUUUUAAACUCCAAUACUCGGCGUCCCUCCCUUAUCAUAGAUAUUAAAAAUAUGGACAGCCCGUACAUUUUUAUUGACGAUUUCGAACAUAAGGAUUUGAAAAUGAGAUUUUUUCUAGCCGGACAGGUUAUACAUAUGUAACAAUUAUAUUUUGUUAUUCACAGAACGAAAUAUGAUACUAGAAUUUAAAAUUGUAAAUGCAGUUGCGUUAACACAGCAGUGGUGUAUUUGAGGAGAAGAGAAGGUUCAAUUUAUUUGUAUAGGUAGGUAAUAUAGCUGAUGUCUUCAGUGUUUAUAAUACGAUCACAUAUUAUAGUUUUCGUUUUUUUUUUUUUUUUUUUAUCAUAUAUAUUAUAUUGGCCAAAUAUUUAAUGAUACCAUGAUCUUAAGUAUCUCUACUUAAACGAUGUCCCAUCAUUAGAUAGCGGAUAAUUGAUAACGUGACAGUUCAUUGCGGUCAAUUUAUAGGGUGUAAAUUGAUCGCGAGUGACUUUUCAUAAUAUGACAAUUUGUCAUACUAUGACGGUAGCGUCAUAUCGAAUAAAUCUAGUAAAACGAAAACCGAUAAAAUAUAUUUGUGUAAACUAAAUAUAAUUAUCUGAAAUAAUAUUAGAGAUAAUGAGACUAUUAUGUUAUACUAUAUUACGCUCAGUUGCUCAGUCGGUAUAACACUGUACAAUAGUACUACAUCUAACAGUUACCUAGCAGCUAAAAUUUUAAAAUGUCUUUAAAAUAUAUUAAAAGUGAAAGGGGAUUAAAUAUAUUAGUUGAUGAAGGUUUUCUGUACCAUUUAAAAAAAAUGGAGUAUAAAUGACAAUAUGGAGAUGCGUUCAUUUUAAAAAUAAAUGCCGAGGCCGCGUUCAAAUAAGUUUUAUUAGCAAAAUUUCAAUUGUAAUAUUUAUCACUAUAAUAAUUUGUUUAAUAACUGUUUGGUUUUAGAAUUCGACAUUGCGCUACAAAUUAUCCUACUAUGAAAAGUCGCUGGCGAUAAAUUCGCAUGAUGCAUAUCCUUACUUAAACGCUUCUCUCGGUACGAGGUCCCAAGUGUAAGAAUAUGGGAGUGGAGUGGCCUAUCCAUAUUCGUAUUAUUUUUUAUUCAUGUAUGUCGAAUAUUAUUAAUUUUUAAAAAGUUUAAGAAAAUAUUCAUUAAAUCGCCUUUUUGUCUGAAAUUUCGUAUAACGCGAAUACAAACAUUGUUCACAUAAGUUUUGUUUUUCGACUGCCCAUUAGGCCCAGAAACUCGAUUAAAUUUUAUUCAAUCCCCGAAUCGGUUUCGAACAUUAAAUUCGGAAUCCGCACAAAGUCGAAUUCAACAAUAUUAUAAUACACUUUCGAUGGCAUUAUAAUAAUAUGCAUAAAUAGAAAAAAAAUCUCGCCGCACCAAAAGGACUGCAUCUGCGGGUCAAAAAGUUUACUCUCCUAUAGAUACGCGGUAUAUUCUUAUAUUACGGUCGUGAUGGUUGGUUUUUUUUUACGAAUUUAUCGUUUUGUUUUUCUCAAAAGUUUGUUAUUCGAACAAAAGAAAACACUGUUUUAAGACACCGAGCAUACGACGGAUACGUCAGCAAUACCAUGGUGGCGGUGGAAAGAUAAAAUACCGGAUGUCGUAUACGCGAACGGAUAUGAAAUCUUUAUACUAACGUGCUUCUAGAUUUUUAGCAACUGAAUUCGACAUUGUUUUUCGACAUGAGAUUUUCGGUACAUUUAGCUAUACGAGCAGUGUUGUAUGAAAAUUCCUUUUAAAAUAUCUAUAGAUAAAGAUAAGAUACAUUUUAGUAUAAUUAUCCAGACGAAGAUAAAAUAUAGCCAGUACACGCCAGUCUAAUUAUCGAAAGAAAUAUUUGCCUAGAUAAAGAUAAAUAAUAUUAGAAAAAUGUAUCUAAAAAAAUAAAAUAAAAUUCUGUUUAGAAAUAACCUAUGAUAAAACAACGUGCUAAAUGUUAUUAAAAAUGUACUUACCUGAUUUGGUACACUUCUUUUGCAUAAAUGUCGUGUGAUUCGUGCAGCUUAAUAAUCAGUGCAUUAAAUCGUAUUAUUGUAAAUAUUUUACUUACAUUUUCUAACAAAAGUAUAUUACUACAUAAAUUACGAUUUAUAAAGAUCUAUCUUGACGAUUCAAUUAUUUAUUUUAGAUAAAACGGUUCGGAUAACUUAUUUCUCGUUUAUCUAGAACAUUAAUCUAGAUACAGCCCUCUAUACGAGUACUCACACUUUACUAUAAUAAGAUUUCACCACAGAAUACAUAUAAUAUUAUACAAUAUAAUAGUGACUGAAUAAAACGACUAUAUCCACCAUAUUUUUAUUGUUAUUAUCAUUAUUUAAGAGUCAAUUUUCGAAAUAGAUUGUUUUCAAUUUAAUUAAUUAAUUAAUUUUUCGUCGGCCUUUACGAAACGAGUUUGGUUUAAAGUUGUGAAAUAAUAUAAAUUGUUUCGGGGUAUACUAUAUUAUAGAUCUACCGCUACUGUUACUACGCAUACUAUACGAGUAUUAUGUUAUAUUUUAAUUAAGCUGUUCAAACGUACCGCUCAAAGUCAUUAUUAUUUAUGAAGUUUAUAAAUAUAGUAUUAUUAUAUAUCGAGGUUUUUGUGAUUUCAGCUACGGGACGGGCCGUGUUUACCACUUCUACGAUAUUCGAAAAAUUUCUAUUAUACGUACCUAUAGAUUCGUGUAAAAAAUAGAUGUCUCAACCUACCCGGUAUAACAUAUAUAUUCUGAAAUAAUUUGAAAUUUGCGCUUGCGUGGUUAUAUUAUAAAUGUUGUUAUAUUAAGUUUUCAGUAAUUUUCCUUAUUUUAUGUUCUAAACAAUUUUUAUACGAUUUUCGUAACCACCGUCACUAUAUUAUUAUAUUAUUUUAGUUGAACUUUACGAUGUUUGUUUAUUAAAUUAUUGUUUAAUAUUCAAACGGCGGCGACGCUGAAUGUUUCAUACAAUUUUAAUUUCCCCGAGAAAUGAAAAGACUCUGCGUAUAAUAAUCAUAAUAAUAAUAAUAAUACGUGUAAUCUCAUUAUACGAUUCAUUGCAGUAAAAUCCUUCGUAUAUAUAUUUUAUGUUUUAUAUAUAUAUUUUUUAAACGUGUUUCAUUACGAAAAUCAAAAUAAUAAUAACCUGGAAAUCUUUUUACAACGAGCUGUAAAACAAACGCACUGAUAGAUGGAAAUUUGUGUUUCGUUGAGAAUAUUAUAUGAUUUUUAAUCCAGCGGUCAAAUAAACUGAACAAAUCUCGUAUUUAUACAAUAUUAUUACACUGCUGUAGUACUGCUAUGAUAUUUUUCGUGGAGGAAAAGAAAAAAAAUGUUUAAAAAUUUAAAAAAAAUCAACAAUGUUUAGUUAGGUUAACUUAGGAUAAGUAAGAGACCAUAUAAUGUACUAUAAUAAAAGGGCUUUGUUUUCUAGGUUAGUUAAUUAAUUAAUAAUUAUCAAAGAAUAAUUUUAAUUUUUUUAGGAAAUUCUUUUACGGUUAGUAACAAUUCUAUGAAUUUGCCAUGUUAUAUUUAUUAAUAGUUUUAUCUAACAAAUUGAUUUUUAUGUUAAUUGCUUUAUUUUUUUUUAUGUUUGCGGAAUUUAUAUUCGGUGCGAAGUACUUCAUUUUAAACAUGUCAAUAUUUCAUUAUAUUUGUUCACUUCUGGAUCACUAUUGGUGACGUCCGGCCAUCCCACUAAUAAAAUAUAGUAUAAUUCACCAACACAACAAUUUCUCGUGAGCAUUAUCAACGCUUUUUUUUUAUAUUAAAUCGAAUUAUUUGCCCGUCUUUAUUAUUAGACAUUGUUAGAAUAGCAAAUUUGAACAACGCCUGUUAUGUCUAUAAGCACCGUCAUUGACGGUAUAACAUCUGCAAUAUAAUGUUAGAGAACUUUUAGAUAAGACGUGAUAUUUAAUCCAUAAUAUACACUGUAUAAUAUUACACGACUAGCUGUUACCAGCUACUACUGAAUUAUUAUAAUAAUAAUAAUGUAUUUGCGUUUAUUAAGUUGCGGAGCUCUCCGACCGGCCAGUAUUUUGUAUAAUACGAGCGUUUUCACAUCGCAUUUCAAUUAUCUCGCGCUGUGUUAAGCUCCCCUCAUGUUUGAAUACCCACCGCAAGACCGACGGAAGAAAGGUACUCGGACGUGAUUUAUAUUAUAUAGUGUUUAUUAAUUAAAUAAUAUCAGGUAUACGUUUAUGUGUUUGGCGAAAGCGAAUUGUUUUACGUCCGUCAGGUUGCAAGUACCUAUAUAAUAACAUAUUCCGUAAUGUUAUGACUGUUGCCAAAAACACAAGACCAAUACCUAUAUCGGUUACUUUGUAAACGUUGUAGAUCUAAUAUCUGUUGUCAUUAUUGUUCCACAGUAAAUUUACACUAAAAUUUCUUUGGUGUAGUAUGAGGUUUAGACCGACAGGUAUGGGUAACGUCUUUUCAUUUCUUCUCCGCUUUAUCUAAAUUCGUGGUGGAUUUUCUAGGUAGGUUUUACGAGGUAGGUUUCCAUGUAGGACACUAACUUCUUUGAAGCAGCAUCAGGUUUAGAUCCGCAAGUAUGUAUUUAAGAUGUUUGAUAAAACUCCUAUAAAAACCUCCUCUGCUCGAGCCGAACGAGAGAUACGGUCUUUAAAUACUGUUCCGGGCAAAAGUAUAGUGUAUAUAUAAGUGUAUCUACCAACUGUCAUCGUCGGCGCAAAAUUUGUAUAUAUGCACUUUGGAUCGUUUGCUUCUUUACGAAUCGACUAUUGUACCACUACAUUAAUAGUAUAAUAAUGAAAAAUAAUAAAAUAUCCAUUUAUGCCGUUUUCAUACUUUUUUAAUAUAAAAAUGGACGGGCGACACCAAGUUAUAAUACACGGGUGUCCCACGAUGAUCUGCCACUUGAAAUAACUUUUUUUUCAUUCAAUAUUUUUGAUAUAUAUAUAUAUAUAUAUAUAUAUACAUAUAUUUUUUUUUUUUUAAUAAUUAGCCUCUGUGGUACAAAUUAUAUAUGGACAUUUUUUUUAAGGUUAAGGUACUUAGAAUAAAACAUUUUAAAUUUUAUUACAAUUUUUGUUAAAAAAAUUCAAAAUAGUCAUUUUGUAAAAUAGAUUUUUUUUGGCACGUUUUGGUGAUUGAAACUUUUGUUAAAGUAUGGUAUUUUAUUUUCUACGAUUUUUUGAAUUUUUUGCAAAUGUGAGUAUUACUAUUGUGGUUAUUCUAUUACAAUAUUUAAUCAGUUAUUAGUUAGGGCACAUGACAAGGAUUUUCUUUUCCUUGAGUUAAUAUCAUGCAAUAAUAUUAUCAUAUUAUAGGUAUAAGGUAGUAGUUAAAUAUUAAUUUAUAUUAAAAAUAAUAUUGUUAUGAUUGGAAAGAAACUUAUUCAAAUUUUCAAAAAAUCGUAGAAAAUAAAAGACCAAACUUUAAUAAAAGUUUAAAUUCCUAAAAAAAUUAGAAAAAUCUAUUUUACAAAAUGGCUAUUUUGAUUUUUUAUUAAAAAAUUAUAGUAAAAUUAAAAAUCUGUAUAUUAAAUAAAAUCCCCUAAAAAAAAAAAAAAUGCUCAUAUAAAAACCGCAGUAGCGCAGAUACAUACUCAUUAUUUAAAAAAUAAAUAUAUAUCAAAAAUAUUGAAUAGAACAAAAGUUAUUUCAAGUGACAGGCCAUCGUGGGACACCCUGAAUAUCGGGAUUAUUCAGCUCCCGCUCCUUAAAGGGUAUCAAAUCUCUGACCUUCCCCAGAAUUUUUUUUUAGACUCUUUAUUUAUGAAAUAUGAAUAAUUAAUUUAAUUUAGUAGUACCUAAUAUAUAUAAAUAAAUAUAUAUAUGUUAAUAAAUAUAAAAUAAAUAAAUAUAAUUCAAGUGGAUAGAAUAAAUUAUAAUACUCUGUCGGCCAACUGGUUGUCGGCUCAAUGUCGCGAUCCAAUUUUAUUACGGUUAAUUAGUUCCACGUGACUCCGAAAUUAUAGUUUUCAACGUUAAAUUAGUCUAAAUUCUAGAGAAUCUCUAUAAUAGUUUCAAAUUAGAUGCACAUUAUUUCGUUUCGAUGAGUGUGAUUUUUUUUUUAACGCACUUUUUAGAAAUAAAAUACGUACCAUGUUUGCGGUCUGAUAAUUUGCAAAUUUUUAAAACACUUGCUCGUCAUCAGUUUGAACUUGUGUGCUCUAUAUUAAGCACUAUACAGAUCUCAGUCAAAUUAAUAAUAUAUUUUUAACGUUUUCUGAAUUAUCCGGGGGACAGUACUUUAUUAGCGCAGUGUACGCAAUUUAAUUCAAACAUCUUAUUACGCGUGUCUUUUUUUUUCAUCCGUAUUACACGCUGAUUAUUUAUUAUCUGACAAAAUAAAAAAAAUAUGGUUCGAUCGAUCAUUCAACCGUGUAUAAUCACAUACAUUGACAUAAACUCAGUAUUGAACAUGCGAGUUACGAAAUAAUAUUAUGUUGUAAUUGAAAAUAGCAAUUAUUGUCCCUUCUGUGAACAAAUUGUCACGUAAUUAAAUGAUAAUUAAUUAAUUUAUAAGCAGGGCAUAACCUCCACCCUGACUACGUCCCGUGUUUAUUUUAGCUGACAACCGUUAAUAUUUAAUAUACUUUUUUAUUAAUUAAUGAAAUUAAACAACUGCUAUAAGUACGAGUUUUGAGAUAUUUUGUAGUUAACACUUGUCGGUAAUCCUUAUCAAAAUUGCUUAUAAUAAACCUCCUGUUAAAUUUUCAAUUAUUUUAAAAACCCUUGGAAAAUCAAAAAUGAUCCCCAAUGCGAAAACUAGAAAACUGCGAAAACUUUCUUUUCACAAUUGAAGUAAGAUUUCUGGUAGAAAAAUCAAAACGAACAAUCACACACGAUCGAUUUUUAACGGUAGUUUCAAAUGUAUAUUCAUUAUAAAGUGUCUAUAUGUGUAUGUGAGUAUAUUUGCAGAAUACCACAAAUCGAGAGGACGAAACCGAAAAAAAAAAACAAAAAAAAAGAAAUGCUAGAAACGUUAUUUCUUCCUCGAUCAAUAAUUUUAUUUAUUUCCGGGUCAUACACGCAUGCACAUUUUCGUAUUAUUUAUUUUAUAAAAUAUAUAUGGGAACGUUUUUUGCUUUUAAUAGCGUUUUAUAAUUAUCGAAGUACAAUUUGCUGGUGUUUAAUUUAUGACACUCAAAGAAUCUGAGCGUAUAGAGAUAGGAAUGUAUUGGUUUUACUAUGGUGAAUUUUUUUUUGUUUAUCUUUCUGAAAAUUUUGUCACCGAAAAUCUUACUCUAACUAUCAACUUUUAAUUUUAAGUGUUUUUACUGGUAGAAAAUUUUUUAUAUUUUUUUGUGUUGCGUAAAUCAUUUCUUUAUAUUCCUGUAGUUUUCUUAAUUAUCAGGAAAAAAUAUAAGAGUAAAACGAGAAAAUGUUCGUCAUAACGAUUUCUGUAAAUUUCAGUUGUAAUUCCGAUAAAAAAAAUCUUGUAAACAUGGUACAUUUUUGAACUAUUUAUUGUAGGAAUUUGAAGUUUUUUUAAUUUUUUUUUAAAUUGUUAUUUGGUUUUUAUAUGGAUAAAAUUGUUAUGACCAAGCAGAUGUGUUUGUCGAUUUUAAAUGAACAUCAUUAUGCGUAUUGUACUAGCUGACCGGUAAAAACAUGUCGAGUGUAAAGAAGAAAUUAUUUUAUCAGCUAUUUUAUGUUUAAAUUUUAAUGAAAAUCGUAAAAAAAAAAUCGCGGCAUUUAAAAAUAUGUUCAUCCUAUCUCCGCUCAGAAUCGUAUUUCGUGAGAAAUGUUUUAUCAUUUUGUACAAAUACGAAUUGUAUUACUUGUACGUAUCCUAUAGCUUCCUGAAUUUCCACCCAUUCAAUUUCAUUAUUAUCGUUUUAUUUUUUGGAAAUCGUGGUUCAGAGUGUGCCUAGAAAAACACGUCUUGUUUUCGCCGGCCGACGUGCGUGGUAUUUAUAGGCGGCGUCGUCGACGCGAAAUAAUAAUUUAAUAUAUGGCCUCGCUGUUUCUAAUUUGUGAUUUUUGGCGUCGGCACGAAACCGUUAUAAGUGUACAAGUUCUAAAAUAAUAAUACAAUAACGAGAGUGUAUAGCGGCAAACUUCUUCGCCAGUGGCGCCAUUCUCGUACUGCUACACACAGACCGAAUAUUAAAAUAUCACUGCAAGUAACUAUUAGCUGUGUACCGAAUGGGUCGCCGCGCGCCGUAAACCCGUUUCGCCGACGCUUUUUCGACGUAAAGACAAUUUGGCGUUGGAAGAAAAUAAAAAAAAAAAAUGAAAAAAAAUCUAACAAAACACCCGAUAGAAAAAUAGCUCUCUAAAUCCGAAUAGGUAUUACGAAUCUACAACUUAAUUUUUCACGAAUAUACAGAUAGCGCGUAUAUACCGCGAACAUUACUGAUCAAUCGUGUUCGUUUCAGUGUUUUGUUGUAAAUAUAUUUAUCGACCGUGUUGAUAUAGUAAUUAAUAAGCAUGCAAAUACAAACAAAAGAUGAUUCGUCGUGACAUUCGGUACAUAUCAUUAUGGACAUUACAAUUUGUCAAUUAUAAACACUAAUUUGGCACCAAUUAUUGAAACCGUGACGGUUUUGUGGUCCAUACUAACAGACGACAAACAAUAUUACUAUACAUUGGUUCAAAGCGGGAAGGUAACCGAAAAUGACCGAAAAUGACCGAAAACGUAUUGAAAGUCGAGAGACGUCUCCGAUGAUUAUAACUGAACAUUACCGAACUUUCCAGAAACCCAUCGCGGAGACAACGCUUCCGAAAUGAUUUUCUCUCACAAUGAUUUAUUCAUGAAACCGAUCGGGUUUAAAAAUAAACUGUAACACCCUAAAAAAUAUUGCGCUCUGUCUGUCAAGUAAAAACAAAGUAAAACGGUGUCUGAAUACGUAUAAUGAGUUAAUAGGUAUUUAUGAAUUGAGUAGACGAGUUUUUGAAAACCGAUUUAAAAGUAUCCCGGUAAACCUCCACGACUUUUAACGUAAAAGCGAUUUUACCCUGAAUACGAUAUCUGACCUACCCACCGCCCCCGCGUUAAACACUGUCGUUUUGUUUGCGGACGACGAAAAACCGCAAAAUAGAUUAUGUCAUACUGUGGACAAUUUCGCGAUACAAACAUUACACACACGCAUCAACGACAUACGCUGUAUAUAAAUUGGACGGAUGUACGGAUUUUUUGUUUUUUUUUUUCGACGGCAAAGCGGUCAGUAAAAACGACGACGGCGAAACGGUCUCGCGACGACUCGUCCGAGUUCGAGUGACGCGCGCGCACAACGCGUACACUACGCGACGCGACCGCUACGCGCGCGUUCUUCGCGCGUCGUAAAUUCGGCGGCAACGAUACCCGGAGACGUUUGGAGAAAGAAAAAAUUAAAAACCGCGAGCGUACAGUAUUUGUGGUGGAGCCGCUCGCGGGCGACGUCUGCAUUCGGCGUCGCGAAAAUACGGCGUAAAACGCACGUUUCCGGCACACGCCCGGAGCGAUACGGCGGCGGCGACGGCGAGAGCGGCUGUGCGCCGCGCGGGGACGGAUAAAGGUUUGCGUUGUGCGUGUACGCGUGUAUACGGGGCAAUAUGUUCCGUUGUUCCUAUACGCAUACACCGAGCGCGGUGUGUUGUGGCGCGUUUGAUAGUGGCGGACCGACCGAUAUAUUAAAGAGUGCGAAGAGUGCUAUUGACGCGUUCGCGUUCGGGGGGAGGGGGCGGGGUGCCGCCCCCGUCAACAAUCCCGCGGUUUUCCCCGUGACGCACGAUUUCCGGGAAAAUCCUCCCUCCUCACUCACCCGGGCUCUCCGUUCGACCGCCCCUCGCUCCUCGCUCCCCCCCCCCAACAUAACCGCUCGACCGCGCGCCGCCGAUCGCCGAUCGCAUCAGGAAUGUCCCGUAAAUGUAAACAAGCAUGCCGUCGGCGGCGGGGAUAAUGGAUUCUCCGCGAUUAUGUUUCACGCAAUAAUAUUAAAUUUUCGGCGUUGUAAAUGCGUGAUGCGAGUGACGCGUGCAUGCCCGGAAUACGUACGUUCGCGCGGGACCGGAAAAAUAAUAACAAUACAGUUAAAAUCAUAUCGCGGCCGCGAAGAAGUGCGAUAAUAUUUCGAGCGGUGGCCUGACCGGUAGAGGCACUAGUGGACACGGCCAUGCGAUCAGCGCUGUUGUAUAGUGAAAUUAUCAAAAUAAAUUCAAAAAUAUCCAGGUAAUAUACAGAUACGGGAUAAUUUCUUAUCCAGACGUAGAUUAAAGAGAACAUAAACAACCACGUAGUGCGUAGAUAAUAAAAUCAAUUGUUAACCGGUGAUUAGACCGAUGAAGUUUUAAUACAUCAUUUUGAGUAUGCGGAAAAUAUGAAUGCCAGAAUUUGAAUUCUUGUUUAAACGUCAGUCGUUUAUUGGAUUUUUCUGAAAGUAUAGGAAUCUAUAUGAUUUCGACAGAACCGAGUAUUUUAAAUAUUUAGGAUCAGUAUUAACUGGAAAAAAAGAAACAUAACAUGGUGUACUCAGAAAACAGAUGUGUUUAUAUGGCCUCGAAAAACUGCCAGGAUUCUUGAAGAUCCUGAAGAUUCAUAUAAUUAUGUAACGCAUUACGCCUGUUUUUCGUACAUGGAGUGCAAAAAUUGCCAUAACGAAAGAUGGAUUAAAUAAAUUGAUAUUCGGGGAAAGGAUAGUUCUGAAGAAAAUGUAUAGACCUACAAAGAAUUUCAAUAGCAAUGGGAAUAAGCAAUAGAGAAUAAGAAAAAAUAUAUCUAUUUUAUAAUCAAUUUUUCAUAGACCUAAUAUAUUGAAGGUGAUGAAUAAUAUAAUACUACGGUGACAUGCUUGGCGUAAUCAGAAUCCAUUGUUUCACAUAGUAGUAGAGAAUAACGCAAUAGGACGCUAUCGAGAAGACCCCGUGUGAAGUGAGAAGAUUUAAACAAAACUUAGAGGUUUUGGAUGGGUAUUUAGAUUGGAAAGAGAUAACUAGAUGAAAAUGUUUUUGAUGCGAUGAUCUUAGCAGUCGAUUACCCGAAGAAAAAGAAGGAGAAUCAUUUUACCGUAAAGAAUUUAUUUUAUUUUUGAAAACAUCAUAAUAUUCUAGUUUCUACCAAAUAAAUAUUUUAGUAGUACAAUGCUGGAGAUUUUUUUUUUUUUUUUUAGUAUUAUGAUUAUUAUUAAUCAUUGUCUGAAUCGAUAGAAUUUUUAUGAGUCGUGUAUUUCAGGAAUUCGCUUUUUGUUCGCAGAUGAACAUCUUCCAAGUUUUUAUAAUAAUAAUUUAUACAAAUGCGAUUUAUGGUAAUAAUUCUAUAUUGCGAUCAUUUCCAAUGCAUUUGAAUCUGUUGUAAUAAAUUAGCUCAAACGAAAAAAAGAAUAAAAUAAAUUUCUUGUCGAAAUUCCAAGUGAAUAUCCGUGACGUGCAACGCGUACUAUGAGACACGCUUUUACUCUAAACGCGAAUGUAUAUUAAAUGUAUACGUAAAUCCAAUUUCUCGCGGAUUUCGUUCAAAUCUUCUCUCUGACAUUGUGAAUAAAAACAAAUACUGUACUGUCUCGUUAUUUACUAUAUGCGAUGCGGUCGCCACCACACUAAAAUUCCAUGCAAGCCAUAGAUAAUACGUCCGUUACAAAUUCAGAUUCACUAAUUUGCAUAACCCGCGAAAAUAUCUCGUACGGAUAUAAGUCCUCCGACGAUACGUUUUCCCGCAAAUUCGAGUGCUUUCGAAGUCGCUGCCACCGCCGUCAAUUUGUCAGGGAAAUUUGUUUACCGCUAGUGUUAAUCCCAUAUAACAUAAUAUAAGCAACAGUAUAGGCUCGUAUACAUUUUACCAGCCAUACUAAUCAAAAUUUGUUUACGGUAAUAUAUUUAACAUGAACUUGCAUGACUAUCGUCGCAAUUUAGUAUGCCUUUAAUUUAGACGUAAUAUCAAAAAAUCGUAGAUGAAGCAGGAAAAACAUUUCCUUCCGGUUAGAAUUCAACUUUUUGAACUUUUUCCUAUGCAAAUAUUUAGCGUGUAAUUAACGUACAUUUACACGAUUAUUUAUCCCGAUAUUCAAACGAAAUUGUUCUGCUGAAAAAAAAAAAGGUUUUACUGAUUUAGACAUUUCACCAGAACAUGUAACAUUUCAAAUUUAGUUUAAAAUGUUUAUUUGUGCAUAAUAUUUCAUAUUUUGUUUUCAAAUUUUCUUUAUAAUAAUAUAGACUAUAACCACAUAUCUUUUUACAGUUACAUUUUGACGCGUUUAGCUGAUCUCUUUGAAACAAAUGAGCUCAAAUUCGGGAAUUAAAGUUUUUUUAUAGGUGGAUUGAAUUGAUAAAAACAUGGUUGAAUUAAAAUUUGAAUUAAAUACCCAGUUGAGAAAGGUGUUUUUCAAUUUUAAACACUCAUUUUUACCGUUUUAAUAAUCAAAUUUUAGUAUAUAAUAUUGUAUUGCUAAAAUUACAGUAUUCGGUUAUUUAUUGGUUUAUAAUGUAAAAAAAAAACAGACAGGGAGAAAUUCUAGAGACAAACGGUGCUUUUUUUAAAUCAUAAAACUCAGAUAAUUCAUGAUUUUAUGGAUUUUCGGACUUAAGAACUGUAAUGGUCCAUGGGCCUCUUACUCAAGAACUGAUGUUAUUCACAUUUAAAUUCUUUCUUCGUAUAUAAAACGAAAAUUGAUUUGUUGUUUUUGUCGUUGAUUUUCGGGUUCCCUCGGUUACAUGGAUGAAAUGAAAAAAAAACUGUUUUAUUUUUUUAUUUUACACAUUUUUGACGUACAAUACUGUGUUUGACAAUACAUUUUAUUGUUUUUGCUCUUAUGGUUUUAUUCAAUAAAACAUAUUUUAUUAACUCAGCUGCUACCGAAAAAAAAGUACACCACAAUAAUUCGAAUCACUCAAAUGUGAAAACGAACGGCAUUUAAACGAUUUUCGUUUCAAAAUAUCAUUUUUUAAGUAGACGUAUAAUCAACUCUGGCGGUUUAAAAUAAAAAGUGAAUUUCAGAUUUUGGUCAUUUUCAAUUAACCAUCUUAUAUUUUAAAAUUUGAUUAUAUCACUGUUAGUUGUCUGAAAAUUGAUAUGUCACGGACAUAAUUGUUGCCAAUCUUCUCCUCUCAAAAUAUCAUACAUAGCAUCAUAAUUAUUUUUUAAAAUUGUGAUUUUUAUCACUGUCUUAUGUAAUAGGCAAAAUUAUGGAUCUGACCAGUUGGGCAUGGGCUUGGCUUAAUGCUGACAGUUUUCACUGUUAUCCACUGUUAUCACUGUUUUUACCCUUAUUUCUACCGGUCGUGGUUUUACCACGACCGAAGGUUUUAGGUUUUAGGUUUUCACUUUGGACGCUAUCUUCCUUGGAACAGUAUCUGCAGAUUUGGACACUCCGUGAAGUAUAAUUUUUUGCUGUAGGACGCCGUGAUGGUUAUAUAUUUCACUUAUCGUUUUAUUUUAAAAUAUGCGCAUUCGGAACGUUAUAUUUACGAUGCUUCAAAAAUAUAGAAAUAAAAUACGACCUACAUAAGCGUUUGUUUUUUUAUUUUUGCGACUAAUUUGAACAAAAAAAAAUUAAAAUGUAUUUUACUGCUUUAUUAUUAAUGACCGUACAGGUAUAUUCGUAAUUGGUUUUUAAAAAACAAUACCUCAAUUACAAUUUUUUUUUCCUCGAACUGUUGAUUGCAUUUAAAAAUAAAUAAUUAAUGACAUAAUUUUAUGAAAAACGUUGUACAAUAUAUUCAUUGAAUCGGUUAUUAUUAAUAAUAUCCACGUGUGAUUUAUCAUGUAGGUAUAUGUAUCGGAAAAUGAGUUUUAAUAAUAGCGGCGCGUGGCGUUAAAAAACGGAAUAAUAACAAUGGAUCGAAAAACUUUCUAUGUAAACAUAUUUUUAAUCGUCCAAUGUCGUUAAUAGUGAUGCGUUUUUACUAAACUCUUUAAAAUUUUAAAUAAUUAAACGUUACUCGUUUGUGUUAAUAGUUUCUUAAAUUCGUUAAAAUAAAAAUUCAAUCUUAGGAUUUAUAAUUUCUGACUGAUACGAUGCUUCAUUUGAAUAGUUUUCUCUGCAUUUUCGAGAAGAUUUCCUUAAAAAUUAAACAAACAGUCAGUAAUAAACGUUAUUGUGUUAUCUUAUUGCAGACUUUAAUAUUUUAACUUGUUAAAAAUAAUGUACGAUUUUUAAUAAAAAAAAAAAAAACCGCUAUAUUGGUUAAAUAAUAAUUAUAAAUUAAAAUUUGAUAGAGUUUACAAAAUGAAAACAAAACUUUUGUUUUAUUAUAUGUCGGCAAAACGAUAUAAAACAAUAAACAAUUAUUCACAAUUCUGUCAAAAACAAAAGUCAUUACUUGUUGAACAAAUGACGAUAAAAAUUAAAAUACUAUAGUAUUACAUAUUUUUACUACAUAUUGUUUUUAUUGUAAGAGGAUUGGUUAUGGAAUUUUACCAUUACUUUUACUUGUCAUCGUUUAUCAUUUUUUGUAUUAUUUUCACAAAUGGAAGUAUUGUUAAGUAAAUCGACUAAACUAUGUGAGUGCUAUCAGAUAACAAUUAUUACUUUGAAUUUUUCAAAAGUUACAUCUAUAUACUGACCUAUACAUUUUUGAGAUCUUUUCUAACCUUAAAGAAACGUACAACAGGAACAAGAAAAAAUAAAAUUUACAAAAAAGUCUAAAAAUAUUAAAUUACAAACUAAAAUAAUAUUGUUGGGAAUUAUUAUAAUUCAAAAAAAAUAAUUUAACAGGUACCUAUGUAUAUCUAUUGUAAAAUGUACUGAUUUAUAUAAUUAUAUAAUUUAAUAUUUUAAUUUGGCAUCUAUAUAAAACGGAGAGGAUUGGUGGUAAAUGUCUUUAGUAAAUGUUAAUAAAUUAGCAUUUGAUUGAAAAAAAAAAUAAUAAUUCUGCCACAUACACAAGCAAGAACAUUACCUCUGGAAAAAACAGUUAAUUUAUUGAAUAAUUUAUUGUCCGUGAAAAAUAAUCAAGAAAAGAUGUUUUUUUAAAAGAAAAACAUUUAAUCAAAAUCUACAGUAUAAUUUGUGAAGAAACAGAGACAUUUUUUUAAAGUGAGCGCAGGGAUUAUUUUCGCUUAUUAUUUGUGUGUAUGUUUAUUAAAAAAAAAAAAUCUAAUCCUGCUGAUGGAUUCGCCAUAGUCGUAGAUGGAAAAUUAAAAAAGUUGUUUAAUGUUAUUUAAUUUAUAUUAGUACGACAAUGAUAAAUCAAUGCGAAUCAAAAUGAUUCCGAGCGAAGUUCGGUUUAACAUGAUUUGAAAUGUCCUAUUCUAACAAUAUUUACGAUUUUCAUUAAAAUUUGAUCUUAAAACCUUUAUAAAAAAAAACACUUUAUUACACUCGGCUUUUGUAUUACAAAGUAAAACUUGACCAUUAAGUAUAACUUAUAAUGUACAUUCUGUUAAAUUUUCAAGUAUUUCUAUUUGAUUAAACAACCAAUUAGAUCCAAAAUGCAACAAAAGGUCCUCAUGUCGCUUUUUAUUGGAGAAAUAUUUCUCGUAGAAAAUAUAAUGUGUACAAUUUAAAAUAAUGAAAUUAUAACGACGUAUAUAUUUAUUAGUUUUCAUUUAACGUCUUUUGCGAGUUUUCCGAAUUACUAUAAAAAUUGCUGGGAAAUUUUAAGAAAAAAACUUACUUACUCACCAAUUAGAUUAAAUAUGCAACAAAAAGAAAAAUUUUUUGGCGUUUUUUGAUUUGAAAAAUAUUUCUUGUAAAAAACAUAAAAUGUAUAAGUUUGAAAUAAUGAAAUCAGUAACGCGGUAACGUGCCGCAAACAUUUGCUGUUUUUCCUAUAAUUUUGUCUCCAGCUAAUUUUGAUGUAAUCCCAUACGUGUCACAGAUGAGGUGAAUCGUAUUUUCCAUUUUUUACUACUUUAAUUAUCUACGAAAGACAAUUUAAAAUUACGAUAAAAACGCUCGUUCUUAAAAUCUUUUUUAUUUUUUUCUACAGUGAAAUUUAAAUUUAAAACAUUUAAAACAAAUUUCAAACAUUAUAUUUGCGCUGCAGCACAUGGCUUUAUUAGGUUUAUAUGCCAGAUAAUAAGUGAGAUUUUAUUAAUCUGAUUUCGUUGUUUGGUUUUUUUUUUUUUUUUUUGUUUUUUUUUUUAGUUUUUACUACAAAUAAGAAAACAGACGCAUUUAUUUUUAAUAUCCUUUUUUGAAAUAACGCGAUGCGGAUUCACGAACUUGUAACGAGGCAAAGAAGGUGGUCACCAUCCAAAUGAGCAUUUUCACUAAUGAAUUUGUAAACAAAAUAUUUUCAAUUAGCUUUAAUCUGGAAGUCUCGUGACGGAAUUUGCUUUGACUAAUUCGAUUACGAAUGAUAUAUUAUAACAACCGUGAUGUAACCAACGGGAACCGGAAAUAAUAAUAAUAAUAAAAAAAAUAUUGUGUUAGCCACGCUAUAAGAGUUGAAUUUUAGUAAACAAAGUAAGACACGAGGUCAUUAAUUACCCUAUAUAAAAUAUCUAUGAUAGAUAUGUAUUUUUUAAAACAUUUAAAGGUCAAAAAAAAAUUUAAAUCUUAAAUAUUUUAGAAGCAGUUAACUUCGAAGUUAAUUGCCAAUAAUUUUUGUCAUAAAAGUAAAAAUGUUAAAUUAUGUUUUUCUUAUAAGAAAUUGUUUGGACAUGAUUUUGUUAAAGGAUUUAUUUCAAAGACAGCGGUCUACCCUGGCAAGUAGGCUCACCAAUCAAUUGUUUUGUUUAAAAAUAGUCUAAAUUAUAAUACACACUUGAUUUAUAACGUGUUGAAUAUAUUUAGAGUACAUACUGCAUCUAAAUCUGAUUUGUCGAGCCUUUGAGUCAUUUUAUAGACAUAUAGAGAAUUGCAAAACCAAUAAUAAUAAAUCAAAAAUGUAUCGAAUUUCUGAAGGCAAUACGUGUUGGUAAAUUUUAAAAAAGUAAUUUUUAAUUCAUUAAAUACCUAUGUGUUUAAUUUGUGAAGCUCUCUUAUAUUUAUCAAAAAUUCUUCAACGUUUCGUGCCUUCGAAAAUAUUUUAAUUUCACUAGUGUUUCAACUCGUAUACCAAUAAAAACAAAUCUGCGGUACAUUUUGUUGACUCCCAUAAUAAUCAGUAGCGUAUUGGACUUUGUUUACCUAUAGUGCAAUGAUUUGUAUGUACUACUCGUUUUAUUUGCAUCCAUAUACAUAGCUAUAUAAUAUAAGUACAAUGUAAUGACGUAUUAAAAUUGAUACCGUUUUUAAAAUCUUUAUUUUUAAUAUUUUAUUAUAUUCCUAAUUGUAUUUUCCCAUUACUUUAUAAAAAAUGUAUAAAACCUAAGUGGUUGCUGCUCAAAACCAGUUUAUGGUUACUUAUUUUUUAUAUAGUACACGUUUUUAUGUAUUUAUGGGUCUUAAAUCUUAAUUUAUAGACUGAAAAUUAUAUUUAUGAUAUUUUAUUGUCCCGUUCAUACAGUUUUCGACCAAGGAAUCUUUACGCAGAUUCCCGGCCUUGUCGGGAGCUAGAUAGCCUUUUCAUUUACGUUUAUUUACUACAUUUUUGGUCAAUAUACGUCUUGUAAAGGUGUGCAAUGUUUUAAUUCGCAUUAAAAAAAUUUUAAAUAUUCCUUAAGCACAUCACGUUGAACUCACCAUAUCGCCUCGAAACAUAAUGCGUUCGUCGGUUAACCGGGUGAGCUGAAUGCGAAACGAAAAUUAAUACAAAUGUAAAUACAUUUGUGUCCCGAUUUCGAAAUAUUAUACGUAUAUUUAUUUUUUUAAGUUGAAAAUAUUGUACUCACCUAUAUGUAUGUAUGUUCUAUGGUUUUCCACAAGACGCGGAAGUCAUAAACUUUUGACGGGAAAAUGUAUUAUGUUUUUUUUUUUUUUUGUUUUUAAAACUAUACGAUUGAAAUUUAUUAUAAUAUAUACUUGCACAUUAAAACCUGUAAUAUAUUAUUAUUCUGCUGCAGUGACAACGCAUACGGUACAGUUUUUUGAAUUUCCGAAUAAUAUUUUAUUAUUAUAUAUUAUAAACGACGUUAUAAAUGUAAUAUUUUACUGCGAUUUUGCGUUUGACACGGGAUAAACACAAUAUAAUUUGUAGUUUUUCGUUAGCGGCGUAUUAUUUUACCAAAGUUUGGACAAACGUGUAGGGGAAAAAAUGACGAUGCAAGUAACAGCCAAAGACAUUUAGUGGGCUUGAUAUAUUAUUAUGAUUAUGAUGGUAUGUGUAUUAUUUUAUGCACGACAAUACUGUCCGUUGUGGUUUUCGGGCCUGAACUUUGAAACAAAAAAAAAUAAAAAACCCCAGGCUGUUUGUCUAAUAUACAUAGGUAUUUACUUCACAGCUAAGCAAAAAGUAUUAUAGAUAUCACCCCUACCCCUACCUCUCCGGACAAAAAUAACUUUAUGCACUUAACGUUUUUUAUUUUAUUAGACGAUUCCAAGGCGUAUUAUACCUACCUAUUUUACCUAUACUGGAUAUAAUAUUAUAUAUAGUGUGUUUCGUUAAAUAUUUUCUGCGUAGUUUUUUUUUAUUAUUAUAAUAUUUUAGCCGUUUGGUAUAAAUUUCAAAACUAAAUCGAACAUUUUUUAAAAGUAGAAAGUAUUUACGAAUUUUAAUUCUGCUGUGCUAUAUGUAUGUGGAAUAGAUCUUCGUCUCCUUUGCCUUUAUUUCAACUAUUUGAGGUCGGCCGUUCUCGUCCUAAACGCCCACUUGACCCGAUCGCUCACCCCUCAUCCACCUGCCGUCCUCGUAUCAUUCCAACCACUUCUUUUUUGUUCUUUCUUUUCCUCUCCUUCGUCUAAAAUUGUUAUUAUCAUUGUUACUGUUUCAGAUCCCUCUUUCCUUUUGACAUACCCAAACAAUUGCAGUCUGUUUUUUCGAAAUAUGUUUCUACGGUGCGGCGGUAUAAAUAAUAAUAUAUAAUAUAAUAUACCAUUGACAGAUAAAAAUGAAAUCGGAGGAGUAUUAAAAUACAAAAUACUAUUACCGUCGGUGAAAUUCUGAAUUCAUUUAUUUUUUAUAUACUUAUAGUAUUAAAUAAUAUUCCUUUGGUAUUUGUUCACUUCAACCAAUAUAAUAUAAAAUAAUGUUAAAACAAGUCGUAAUACCCGAUGGAAACAAAUUCCAUAUUGUAAUAACGGUUUUACAAUAUUAUUGUUUUGAAAUCGUAUAAUACGUAUCCUUUUAAUUGUUUAUUUUAUACAGCUUAGUGGAGAAUUUGAACUUUUACGUACACAAAUUGUUUGGUACUCUUGAAUUAUUCUAAAUAAAUAGGUAUUCAAGACCGUAACUAAAAGGAGAGAGAGUCCUGAGUGUCCAAUGGUAUACGUUUGAAAAAUAUGAGUGUAUACUUUAUAUAGUAUAUUAAAUAAAUUUUGGAUCAAUAGUGAAAACGUGAACUGUUAUAAGUAUCAUUUAUAAUUAGAUUAAUUUAUUCAAAUGGUUUAAUUAUUUAUAUCUUGGAUAGCGGCUCAGAUAUCUUAUUUAUCAUUUAUCCGGAUGAGGUAACAAUUUACCAAUGUAUUUAUGUAAUCUGUCUUUAAUGCAUUUUCACGAAAUUAAGAGUUUCGCGAUUGGUAUCGUCAAACAUUUGAAUUACAGUACCGUUUAAACCAUGCAUAUAUUAUAUACUAUCAAAACGUCGUUCAAACGUUAUCGUGUGUGCCGUCAGUCAAUGCAACAAGCUAGUGAGCAUAACGAGAGACCCUACUGAUAUAUUAUUUGGACACUAACGUGCCAGAGUUGAGUCUCUAUCAAAUUUUGACGAAAAUCGUAAAUAACAAUACUUUUUAAAACACGUGUAACCAAAAUCCACUCGGAAUCGUUUGUAAUUAUCAAUUAUUAAUCGUUGAAUACAGAUAUAUAUUAAAUUUCCCUCUUUAUCCUACUUCCCCAAAACUAAAAUUGUUCCUUUAAUUAACCUGAGAAUCAGAAAAAUCAAAAUUCAAUCAUAAAAUUAAAUUUUUGAGUUUGUGAAAAAUUCAUUCGGUAUAAUUUUAUGACGUAGGAAAAUCUCGACUGAUCAUGGUUGUCAUGAUAUCAGAUAAAAAUCGAUAUGAUAAAACAUAAUAUAAUGGUGACCUCCAAUAAUAGACUCUUCGUAUUUUCCUCCGCAGUAGACGUGUAGAUGACGUGCCGUCGUAAUACUCAUAUAAUUUAUUCAACAAAAAUAAAAACAAAAUCUGUCACACAACUGUGACUAUAGUACCUAUAGUAUAUAGGUAAUAAUAUUACCUAACGGUUUCAUAAUACGGUGGGGGUGCUCAAAAUCAAAAGUAGUAAUAACAUUAAAAAUAAUGUCCAUUAUCGAAAUGUAUAAUGUAUACGGUGACCCCGUGGGAUUCACAAAUAUAAUAACGUGCGUAUUUUUUCUCUGUUUUGUCCCGCAGAAUGUAACAGUUUGUCGAACAUGAGCAUAACGGUGCCCGUGGCGGUGGCGACCGGCGACUCGGCGAAAAUGACAUGUACAUACGACUUGGAGUCCGAUCCUUUGUACACGGUCAAAUGGUACAAAGGCCGGCAGGAGUUCUUCAGAUACGUGCCCAAGGAACUGCCACACACCAGAGUGUUUCCGUGGCCCGGAAUAAAUGUGGACGUGAGUAAAAUAUAUUAUUACCAGGGUUCGAAACUUAUAGCAUUAAUUUGUUUAUGCGUGCCAUUUAAACCUAACAUAGUGCGAUGUUAAUCUAUGACGCGUUAUAAUUACUUUUAUUAUGAGAUCUAAAAGUGUUUUUUUUUUUUUUUUUUUUAUAAUUUCGAUAGAAAAAAAUAAAAAAAUGUUUUUACUAGCUUUUUCUGAUUUUUCUCACAUGUUUUCGAUUUUGUGAUUAUAUUCUAACCACUAACGAAACCAAUGUUCCCUUCGCCCCCAUGGUUUUUAAAUAAUUUUUCCAUUGUUAUACAACACAAAAUACAAUUGUUUUGUAGUUUGUAUUACGUUAACUACUUGCCGUGUCGGUUGUCACUGGGCAUGGAACAAUACACAUUCACGAGAUUGGUUUUAAAUAGAUUCAAGAGUUCAAAUGUGAAAUUUGAAAGUGCCUUUGUUCAGUGAUUUUAAUAAUUAAAACGAAAAAAUAAAAAAUGUGUUUGUUAGUUUUUCGAAAAUGUAAUCAAAUGCUUAUUUUAGGAUUCCUUAUAAUAUAUUUAUAUAAAUGUUUAUUAUUGAUUUUAAGUGCUCGAACUGUGAUUAUUGCUAUAGUUGUCUUAUAUAUAACGAAUAAGAAUAAAAACGGAUCUCUUCGUGUUUCUUCGAUAACCCGUGUUCACGCAUAUCACACUAAUAAUACUGGAUUUUUUUUUUAGAUUCUGAGCACAGCGAGGAAUAUAUUUGUUUUCUUACGAUGCGUUUUUUUUUUUCUGUCUGUUAACAGCGUUUCUAUUAGAUGGUUUUCUCCGAAAAUUAACGAUAGAGCUUUUGAAUUGUAUGUUGGAUAUAAUCGGUGUAUUAUGGUGGUAUUUUUUUUGAUUCACAAGCAGUUUUCAAAAUAAUUGGAGAAAAAAAAUAUAAUAAAACAAGCAAAUUUACUUUGACAAAAGUUUCAUUUUUUUUCGAUUUUGUUAUUCUAUCAAAAUUUAAAGAAUAGUUUAGUUUAUAUACAUACGUAAUAAUAAAUCAUUGUAAAUAAAAAGACGAUUCUGAGAAGACUAUUUAUACGUGGUAUCGUAUAUUUCCUUUCGUCGAUAAGGCAACCAGGAAAUAACGCAAAUUGUGUAAACAAUGACUAAGGUUUCUCAUUUUAUUAAUAAAACUAUAUGGAAAAUAAAAAAAUAACCUCCUCGAUGUACCAAAUAGAUAAAAAAAAAUAGCUACAAGAAAGUACUUAUAAAGUUAUUGAUUAGAGCGAGGUUUCUGGUAGAAAAUUUGUAUACAGAUACGCAAAAAAAAGUUCAGCACAGUAAAACUAAUAUGAUCCUCGUUUCGCUCAGAGUUUAAUAAUAAUAUAUCCCUAGUAUAUAUAACGAAAACAAUUUUGCUAAUUCGCGAAAAAAAAAAAUCUUCUUUCGGUGUAAAAUUCAAAAUAUCAAUGUAUUAUACUAUAAUAAAUGACUGUAAUAAUAUUAUAUAUUAUGAAUAUUAUUAAUCAAAUUGAAAUUAUUAACCAGUCCGUGAAAUACAAUUGAACGUUAUAAUUAUUAUGAUGUGCAUCGCGGGUAAAGUGUGUGCGGUUGUUUUUCUGCCCGGGUCGAAAAUAUCAAUUUUCUACCUACCAACUGAUAAAGUAUAUUUAUACAAAAUGUUACCACCUACUGACUAUAUUAUUUUAAUUAAAUAAUAAUAGUAACGAGUGCGCUUACCGAAACGUGGAAACAAUUUCCGCUGAAGUACGUUGCGUUUGUUAUAUUAUGUUAUGUAGGUGUAAAUACGAAGUGGCCGGGCAAUACAAAAUAUUAAAUUUUAUUUCCCUUAUACCUACCCAAACAAAUUGACAUUCGCGUAUACCUUUCUGAUUAAUAAUUGUUUCCAUAUUCCAUAUCGAAUUAUCUCUCAGCAAUAAUUAAAUGGAAGUAAAAAAAUAAAUAAAAACAAAUAAUAAAAUAAUGAUCGAUUACCUGUGAUGUAAACGUGUACAUUUUUUUUUAUCGAAAAUUUGGAAACGCUUAAAAUGUAAAAAGAAAACCUUAAUACCUGAUUAAACUUAACUUUGAUCGUAAACACGCUUCCGUCUGUAUUAAAUUUUAGAUUUUGAUCGCAGUAAGAAAUUUAUUGGUUUUACUAAGAUGCAGUUAGUGACGUCAAAAUUGGGUUGUGCAACGGGAACAGUUACCUGGAGGGAGCCUCAUUGUGUAAAACAAAAUAUUUUAUAAUUUGAAAACAACACAUUUUAUUAAUCUGCCGAUUUUUCUCAUUUAAUAUGAAAACUUCUGGGAAAAUUAAAUUAUCUCCUUAAAGUACUACUCCAGUUGAAUUUCCUUCUAGAAAAAGUUCUAGACUUGAAAAUCGGAGCUAAUUUCCAGACAGUUCACAGACCAAAAAAAAAUAAAUGUCAUUGUAAAGUCAAUAUAUUUCUCGCUCCGCUUAGAAUCUAAAAUAUUUCACCGAAUUUUGCACAGGAUCGUUUUUCGUUAUUAACAAUAUAUCGUUGCAUACAGAUAUAAACAUUCUUUAUAUCUUACCAUGCUAACCAUAGUAGAAAAGAAGUUAUUCUUCUCCACUAUAGUGGCUUACCCAUGAACAAUGUCUUUUAGUAGAGGAACGUAACGAUAAUUUACAAAACAUUUGAAAAUGUACUGCUUUUUCAUUAUUAUUAUUAUUGUUGUUAUUAAUAGAGAUUUCAAUUACACAAAUUAUUAAGGCGUUUGUAAAUACUUAACAAAUGUUUUUGUCAUUUAUUUUUCUUAUAAUAUAGUGUUUCUGCAACCUAAUGCUAUGUACAGAUGUAUUAAAUACAUGGCUGGCCGAUAUAAUGAUGAUAAGAGGUUGGCAGCCAUAAUAUAAUAAGAUGACACAUUUUAUUAUUUAGCUCAUGAAAUAUUUGUUUUUGUCAUGGAAUAAAAAUUAAUUUGAUAAUUCAAUAACUUUCUUUCUGUCUUUCAAGACACUUUCUAAGUUAUGCACAGAAAGUGCAUUUUGACACAUCCAUUCACAUUUUUUCGCUUUUAAAAGAGCCUCUAAACUAUAGAUUUUUUCCAAGAGCCCUUACAUAGCAGAUGACGGCUCUUUUGUCAGAGCCUGGUACUGCUCCUAGAAAGUUAGUAUCUAUCCUAAACGUGAACCUAAAACCUAGCGGUCAAUGGAAAACCACUACGGGAUUAGAUAAAAAAUGGAAGGAAAACAUACAUUGGAACGGUCACAGGAUUCUAGUAAGUUUUAGUGUAACCGAUCGGGUUUUCGUUAUUUUCGAAUAUUUUUUAUAUUAUCACAUUUAACGUUUAAUUCUUGAUAGUAUGAACAAAAUGUAUUUCAUGGGUUAAUCUUGGUAUAUAUAUAUGAUGACAGCUAGUGUAUAAAUUCGACUGCAAUAGCUUCUUAUUUUAUAUAAUAUAAUCUGUGCCUUACAUACAAAAAAAAAAAAAAAUAAAUGAAUUUUUCACGAUAUUAUCAGGACAGUCUUGUACUAUGCAUUUUAUUACAUAUACUUUUGCAAGUUUUAAACAUGCAUACAAUUAUUUUUAUAUUCGAACGGUUCGUGUACAAUAAAUUAUUUAUAUAAUUUGUUUUCGUUGUAUACAAAAUAAUAUCGUAUAAUAUUAACACGUAAAACUUUUUACUUUAGCAAAUUUAAUUCAUAGUUAAUUAAAUUAAAAAUAAGAAAAAAAAAUGUUUUUGUCGUCUCUUAAACGAUUUUCUACGAAUAAAAACGGUUAAAUGGUAAGUAUAUAUACUUUUCCCGGACGACGUUUUAGAAUUUUUUAUGGACAUUUAUAUAUUUUUUCUUACAAACGUGUAAUCUUAUUAAAGUUUUCUGCCGUUCGUGUGCAUUGUUCUCAUUAUAUUUAUUUUGUUUGUUGUGAACGAACACGCGAAUUCUUUUUUAAAAGUUUCUAUUCAAUUAGCAUAAAUCGGUUUUUUUUUUCGUUUUUGUAAUAAUAAUUACUAUCUAUUUUCCCUCGAAAUCAAAUAAAUCACCCCUAUCACUAGGGCAAUUUAAAAUAAUAUCCACAACAGUAUAGUAUAAUAUUGUUAAAUAUACUUAUAUCUAAAAAAAAAAAUUAGUUAUUUCAUUGAAAAACACGACAAAAAAUCCGUUUCGUACUUUUUUGUGUAUCCACCGAAUAAUAUAUUAUAUUAAUACGAUUUUAUGAUUGUGUUGCAAAAUUAGGUAAGCCAAUCGGGGCCGAAUCAAGUGGUGCUCAGAGACGUCCAGCGACACAUGACGGGGAAAUACCGAUGCGAGGUAUCGGCGGACGCACCGUCAUUUCACACCAAAAUCGUAUCCUCUUGGAUGCACGUCGUAUGUAAGUAUGAUGAUUGUUAUCGUGUUAUAGUAAUAAAAAACCCUAUAGAUUUAUUUUUGUGCAUGAUAUUAUUAUAAAUUAACGGGACGAGUUCUUUGGUGAAGUAUAUAAAAUACACAAAUUAACAAGUACUUAUUUAAAAGUAUUUAAUGUAAUAUUAGAAUAACGCAAAUAACAAUGAAAAAAAAUAAAUGCCCUAAAUUAUUUGUGUGACCUCAUUACCUCAUUAGUUAAUUUCAUCGUUUAUAGGACGGGUUUGUUAUAAAAAAUAUUGAUAACUUACGAACAUUUCCAAGUAAUAUCAUCAACAGUGUGUUGGCCAUCUGGGAAAAUACGUUCUUAUAAAAUGAUUAGUAAUUAUUAUUAUUUUUUUUUUUUGUAUCCAUAAAAAAAAAAAUAACCUUACAGCACUUUUGUUUGAGUACCCCUCGUGCCGUAGUAAGGUUUUCAAUUUUCCCAUAUUCCGACCGAUUUUCACGCGAAUUACGUGCUUAUAUAGUACUUUUCGAAUUGAUAGUAAAAUGAGAAAAUCGGUAAUUCAAUCACUUAUUACUAGAUUUAUCCGUAAGAGAAUUAUACCAGUGAAUGUACUACAUGACAUUUUUUUGAAAUUUUGAAAUAUUUUCUUCUCCUUAAAAGCCAUGGAUUAGUAAUUUUGGUCUUACAUAAAGAGGAAUUUAUUCAACAGUAUUGCGUCAUAAUAGUUUAAAUACCCGCAAGUUUCAUUUAAGAGCGGAUCCAGGAUAAGAACAGAGGGUGAGAGAGUGUUUUUUUAAUAAUUCAGCAAAACCGAAAACAAGAUAAAACGGGGAAAUUUAGGAUAAUAAUGCAUUUAUUAUUUUUAAUUUUGUUUAUUUUUUCUUUUAAAUUCUGUGUGGAACGAGGAAUGUAUUGGUUUAUAAUAAUUUUUUUUUUAUGUGAAUAUUUUUUCUACCAAAAAGUAUACUCUGAUUAUCAAAUAUAGUACCUUUUCUAAAAUCAAAUAUUCUCUGGGUAGUACUUUAAAGAGGUCAUUUUUUGAAAUUCUCAUUAAUAUUUGAGAUAAUGAGGAAAACCUUAGUUUUGGGUUAAAAAAAGAUUGAAAGUAUUAAAAUAAGGUUGUCAAUGGCAACCGUUUUUAUAUACUUUUUGCUUUUUUAAAGUUUUUAUUAUUUUAAUAUUUUUUAAACAAUCAUUGUUAUCAUAAAAACGCACAUUGUUGUAUUUUUUUUACCAUAAUACACUAUAAAUUAUGUUGUUGACAAAGCAACACUAUCAACUGAACUCUGCUCAGAAUCGGUUUUUUAUUAGCAAUGGUUUAUCGUUGCUGACGAAUAUAAAUUAAAUAACUUGAUGUAUUCUAUCUCCCUAACUUCCCUAACUUCCCACCUACAACAGUGGCACACCCAUUCACAGUAUCGUUAUGUUUUUUGUGUUACAACUUUUAUGUAUCACAAAAUUCGAUUUUCAUACCUAAAAUACUAAUAAUUAUAAGUAAGAAGCUCUCCUUACAAUGGUCGAUAACAGGGCGGAACUAACCAAAAUAUUAUUCCUGGUUUAAAACUAACAAACAUCAAAACAAACUUUCCCGUUUAAAAUAGUGUAGGAUUGAAUAGGAUAGGACAGGAUAAUCUAACCUAAACGUUUAUUUUUAAAUGGUGUUAAAUUCAUGGGGAAUGUGAUUUUCAUUGAAGGGUCGAAAUUUAAAUAUGACGGUUAAAAUAAAAUUAAUACCAUCAUACUAUUAUAAUUCGUAUAAUAUGUGUAUACAAGAAAGAACGCAAGAAAAAAAGUAAUAAACAGUCCCUCCUCAGUCGUAGUUUCCUGAACGUAAAUAAUUCGAUUGUUUCGAAAUGUUAAUACAUCACUGUCGCGCGCCGUGUUUAUAAUAUCGUCUCACAUUUUCGUUUUGAAAAAUUGCAAUUUCGGUUUAUCGCCCGGGUUUCGACAAAGAACUAAUUAAACUCCGUGCAAAACACGACACGCGCCGAAACAAGUGAUUUAGUUCCGUAUUUAGUCGUCGCUCGGGCGCGUUUGAAAAACAUCGAGUGGCAAUUUAUAAUUUUGUUUAGCGUCGUCACGCAUUUUAUAAUGUACCGUACACCUACCUACAAUCUGUUUCGGUAUUAAAUUUCAAACGACAAUUUAUUUAUUAUUAUUAUUGUUAUUAUUAUUUUUUUUUUUUUUUUUUUUUUUUUUAUAAAUGACUGAGCGCUGUUACGCAAUAUACAGUUAAUAAGGGAAGAGGGAAGGGUGAGUGAAAUGUUUCUCUUUGUAAUUUUUUUUAUUAUUAUUAUUAUAAUUAUUACUAGACGUGUAUAGGCGCCGACCGCACAAUAAAUAAAUGUUUUUUUUCUCUUUUUGUACAUUUAUAAACUUCGGGUCAUAAAUAAUAACGAGGGGCUUAAAAAGAAACAUUUGUCUAAUUUUAAUAUUUUCUUACGCGGAUAAACCACGGCACUUUUUUAAGUUCAACCCAAACGUAUACGAGUAUAAUAUACAUAUACAUAUAUUUAUAUAUAUAUAUAUAUAAAAGUAUAUAAAGUGUAUACCUUAAUUUAAAGGGUAUUAUAUUAACUCUUAUUAAAAUUUUACCAUUAAAUAUGACGUGUAUAUACGCGAUUCUAUUACACGCACGACUUUAAUAAAUACCUAAAUCUACAUUAUUAUCAUGUUUCUGGUCCCAGAAGAGUUUAAGUCAAUUUUCGUUUAAUUUAUUUAAUUUAAUCUUAAGAAAUGUUUUCUAUUAAUAAUAAAAUAAUAUAAUAUUGAUUUUAAUCGAACUGCUUUUAUUGAAAACAAAAUUAAAACUAAACCAUAAAUACUUAAUAAGUUUAACAAUACCUACUUUAAAGUCUUUUAAGAAGAUUAUCGAAUGGAAAUCAGUAUUCAUAUUAUUUUAAAAUUGCAUUUUCCCGUUAUAUGAUGUAUGUUUUUUUUUUUUCCCCAAUAUUUGAUAUCACCCAUUCAUGCAGACGAAUAAAAUAAUGACCGUAUUAUGAAUAUUAAAUUAUAAAUUAUAAAACUACACUAUUCACGAAUAAAAUAAAAACGAUGAGUGGCCAAAAGCAGAGCAAUUUAUCGUAGACAGUGACUCCAUCCUAUGCACUGUUAAAAUUGUAAUGUAUUAUAGUAUGUUAGAUUAUGUACAAAUGUAUGUAUUUUUGAAAAUUAAUUUGCUUGUAUUGAAAACUGGACAAAAUCGACAUUUAAGCUGUUCAACGAAUGGCUUCGAUUCAACGUUAUUGUAUAAGUAGUCGAUGUAUACAGGGUGAAUUUUAUUUUAUCACGAUCCAGCGAUUACCCAUGGAGAUUUUGAGUAAAAUAGAUUUUUGUUUUUCGGUCGUUGCGUAUUGUUGAUAUUUUUGAAAUAUUUAAACAAUAAUUUCAGUGUUACCCGUAUAAACCAAAAACGCGUACUAUCGCGGUUUCUAAUUUCAAAUAGUGAUCCGGUCUCAUUUUUAAACCUGCAAACUUGGGUAAAAAUUUAAAAAUAUAGUAUUAAAAUAACACUUACACAAUUUUACCUUAAUGGUUUAAAAACAAAACAACAUAAAUUAAAUUCAUACUUAAAACCGCCGGAUCACGAAGAUAAAAAAAUCACACCGCGUAGUUUGACAUAAACGUUUCUUAAACGAUAAAAACUACGAUAAAACGUUUUUAUAUUUUUCCAAUUUCUCGACGGGGGUCUGAAAAACGGUAAAGUCGUCCGUAGAUGCUGUCUGUUUGAAUCGCGAUGAACCAAACUGAAUUUUCUUUUCUCGCAGAUCCGUAUAAUAUGUAAAAAAAAAAAGAAAAGAUAUUUGCGGUCAACGCAAUAGGCUGAACGUGAUACUAAUUAUUACAAUAUUAGUGAUUCAAACAGUCUAAAAUUUAUCUCUAUCAAUCCGUCAAGCGCAAAUCGUUAUUUCCGUUUUAAUAAAAAAUAUAAAUAUAUAAUGGAAUAAUAUUUCAAGGUAACCGCAGUACAACGUGGAAGUGAAACCACUAUUGGAAUAAUAAUAUUUUUUGAAACGACAUUUCUAUGGGAAGCAUAAAUUAUGGCAAAUAUUACACAUGCAAAUAAAACCGUAUUUUUCAGGAAUAUUAUAUUUGUUAUAUAUUGUAGACUAUUACCAAUUGAUAUAACCAUGUCUUAAUAUUCAGUUUGUCGGUAUAAACCAUCAAUAAAUAUGUUUUGCUGUGUUAUCAUUUUUAUUCAUUUUUUUACACCCAAGCCCCUAGGCCCAAUAGAGGGUUAAGGUUUAUAGUUAUCUACAGAUUACUGCAAUAUUGCGUAAAAAAUUGUUUUAAAAUCAGUUUAAAAAACUAUUGACUUGUUAUAAUAUUAUGUACCGAUUUGAUAAUAUUAAAAUAUAAGCGAUUCCUGGAAAAAAAAAACGCUGAAUUAUAAGACCACCGAAAGAAAAACCCAAUUUUUUAUAUGUAGGAUAUGAGCAAUUCGGUAAAAGAAUCUAAACAGAAAAAAUCCUCAUAUUUUAAGGCACAGCAUAAAAAAAUCGGAGAGCUAUAAUUUAUUAGAAUGUAUUUUGUCGGAAAUGGGUUUUUUGGAAACGUGUUUUCUCGGAAUCAUAUUUUGUCGGAAAAAUAAAACGUUGGAAAUUAUUUUGUCGGAACCGAAUUUCGUUGAAAAAAAUAAUUCAUCGGAAAGUAUUUUGUCGGAACUGUUUAGUAUAAUUUAAUCAUAAUCACUCCGCUACUACAUAAUAUCGUCGUUGGGUAAAAAUUAUUUUCUGACAAAAUACGGUUGAUAACAUAUUUUCCGACUAAUUAUUUUUCAGAAAAACAACUUUCCAAAAAAAAAACACAAUUUCGACAAAAUACGUUUCCGACAAAAUAUUUUCCGACUUAUUAUAUUUCCGAAAAAAAAAAAAACUAGACAAAAUAUUUUCCAAUAUUUUACGCGUUCCCCAAAAUCAGAGUAUUUUUUAAUGAGCAAAUAACAGCAAAAGAAAUAAAAAAAGAGCCGAUACUAGAAACGGUUGUGGUUACUGCUGUUUGUAGGUAAUUGGGAAUGUGGGAUGCAUUAAGUUAUUUAAUGUAUACCUGUAACCAACGAGAAACCAUUGCUAAUGAAAAACGAUUUGGAGCGAAGUUCGGUUAUACAAUGUCAUGUUAAAAGCAAAUGGACACAACAAAACCGCUAGUUUUUAUAAAUAAUGCUGAUUUCUUGCAACUGUCCCCACCAACAACAGUGGUCUACCAGUUAACACUUUUAAUGGCACUAUUACAAGAUUAGUUAUUCAAGUUUGAAUAUACAUAAAAUUAUCAGCGUUUAAUAAAAAAUAAUACCUUGUUUGCUUGCAUUCGUAAUAUUAAAAAAAUAAAACUUAACAAUUUUUGUUUUUUUUUCUAUGGUGAAAAUUUUAUUUCUUAAGUAAGUCUAUAGCGCGAGUUAUUUUUUCCCGCGCAAAACAGUUUUUACAGUCGAAUUACGGUACGCCCUCUUAAUAUAUUUUUUUGUACUUCUAUCUCGACCAAAAAAUCGGGUAGAUCCACGGUGACGACGAGAAAGACGGUGUUUUUUUUUUUGCACACACCGAGUGUGAUAAACGCGGACGUCUAUUCCACAACGCGACGACGACGGCCGCGACGGCACGCUAAUGGGUAAAACACUUUUCACGAGUGUUUAGAAUAAACACAAUACCUAUUGUACUCAGUAUUAUUAUAAUAGUUGAACGAAAAUGGAGUUUCCGAAUAUUACAUUUUUUUUUUUUUUUUUUUUUUUACGACAACGCUUGGCGGUAUUCCUUGAUGAUGGGUAUUACCCGUUAUUUCAUAUGUUGCAGUACAACGAACAGUCGUUCCUGAUAAUAUAUAAAAUCAUAAAUAUUUUAAAAUAUCUAAAUAAUGACGACGAUAAGAGAUAAUAAUAUUACUAGAACAAUUAUCUGGAUUCACGACGAAAUAAAUGUAUAACAAUAUCUAGACAAACGAAAACAAAUUUGUAUCUAGAAAAAUAAAAAAAAAGUUAUCUCGAUUAAAACUAAAUGAUCAAAGUCUACCAAGUGAAACACAUCUGAAUUUCAAAACAAAGGCCGUGUGAUCAAAGUUAAUUAAAUGUUAAUUUGUAAACCAUACACUAUAUUUAACUAUAUAAACAUAUUUUACCUGUUAUUUUGAAUAUAUAUAUAUAUAAUAAUGAUGAUUUGUCUAGAUCAUCGUUUCUUAAUCUGGGGUCACAUCGGUUAGAAAUAAUAAUAUUUAUCGCUCAACAAUAUUUCACUUACAUUAUAAAUAAAAAAUGAAUACGUAAUUAAAAAAAAAAAAAAAUGCUUGAAAAAUAAAUAAAAAUCGUUAAAUUAUACGAGUAUUUCAUAUCUCGUAUUACGCCGAUAGAUGUGGCACCCACGGCCAAUGGCUUUUCCGACUGAUUUCUAAAUACACAACUCGAAAUGUUCUCGUAUAGUAGUUGUUGGUUUAGUUAAUGGUUAAUGAUAUAAUAUAUUUUUUAACUGGUAAAUCAGAUAAAAGCUUAUUAGUUUAUAAGGAUGUCUUGAGAUGAAUAAUUUUUUUUUUCUCUAUCAAAUUUGGGGGCCGUGGCAACAAAAAGGUUGCCAAAAAGGUCUAGGUGAUAUUAUUUUAUUUAUUUAUCUUGAGUAUUUUAUUUAAUAUUUCUUCCGGACCAGAUAAAAAAAAAUCCGAACAAAUCUAUAUCUAUAUAAAACACAAUGCUAACAACAAACAAUACAAUGGCGUAUUAAAGAGAUGAGAUUCGGGUACAUACACGUUAUACAAUAUGGCAUCAUGAUUUAUGACGGAAAUUCCAAAUUUUAAUAUCUUCAUCUUCGACAAUAUCUUCCUCCUAAUAUGCCACUGGACUAAUAUAACUCAGGGAUGUAAUAACGUAUUUUUUUUUUUUUAGUUGAAUCUUUUUUUUUUUUGGUUGUUAAACACAGGUUCUUAAAAGUAUCUGGCUCUGACAUCCUUUUUGAAGUAAUGUAUGUAUUUUUAUUAUUCGAUAAAAGUGAAUCAAGUAGAUUAUGGACUGAUGAAUAUAUUUUGGAAAAUGUGUUCGAAAAUGCCAACGUUUGUAAGGAGUGUACCAACUGCUGCAAAAAACGCUAUAGUAAUGAUAAAAUUGGUAUCGUAUAAUUUAUCGCAACAUUGUAAAAGUAUACCUUUAAUCAAUAGGCAUUUUUUGGAGGACUAAACAAAAAUUCAAGGAAACUAAUAAGAAAGAGGUACCCUAGAGGUUUUCCGACGCUCCAUUUUUUUUUUCGAUCAUCAACCUUCUCCCCAAAAUAAAUAUUAAAUAUGCCACUGAUAUAAUUGUAUGAUUUUAUUUUACGUUUAAAGAUAAUAGUUUAGAAUUUAAACGGUGUUGCGAACCAAUAUUGUCACAGCGGGAAUAUGAAAGAGGAUUACACCGAAUUGAAUUUAUUUCCGAAAUCGAGGCUCGUCAUACUGCCGCUGUGUAAUCAACCAUAAGAUUUGUGUGUUGUUGAAACGCCGUUAUAUUUUUGUCAAAGCCUAUAAAACGCCAAACCCGAAGAGCCCAAGAUAUUUAUUAUACGAUUUAUAAAUAUUGUUAAUUAAGACCUUAUAAUUCCCGAGAGUUGCAACGACACUGGAGCAGUGUGUAUAUAUAUAUAUAUAUAUAUAUACAAUCAAAUUUAAUUAAAAUCUGCGAUGCUUUUGAUAAUAAAGCCGGCAACUCGAGCAGCAAAUAAUAUUUUUAUGUCGAGUGAUGUUCGCGUUGAAUAUAUUAUUAUGAUUUAUAUGAAAAUUAAUUUAUCUCUUGUCGGCGUGUAUAGGCUUACAUAAGAAAGUAGAGUAGACUCUUCUGUCCUAGUCGCAUUGGUCAACUUCAAUAUGGUUCCUCUGAGAACUACUAGAACUACUGUUCCUUUCCUUAUUACCAACUCUACCACUAAAUACCUAUAGAGUGAGUUUAUUAGGCGACUAAUGUCUCCUAAUGUAUUAAUUUGAAAAAGACUCCUCCUUAUUACAGUCAAAUUUUAAUGUUUAUGUAUAAUUCUAUUAUAACUCAUCUGAUAUUGUACUUUUUGUUAUCUUGCUUAAUACUAUUAUUGUAUUGAGGUCUAAUAAAAUACGAGUAAGUAUUAUCGUAGUACAUAAAAAAAAAGACGGACAUAUUUUUCGCACGUGGGUUCGCUACUGUUGUAGAUGUUAAGUUGGGAAAGUAAAGGGGAAUUUUAAUGUUAAUCUGUACACAACGAUUAACCAUUGUUAACGAAAAACGAUUCUGAGUGGAGUUCAGUUAGUAGUGUUGCUUUUAUAAAUAUACACACAUCAUAUUAUGGUAAAAUAAUUACACAUGCUUUAUAUAUUUCCUUUAAUAAUAUUUGUUUAAUAUUGUACCUGUUUUCCAAUUUAUUAUGAACACAUCUGGGUGAUUCAAAAAACGACUUUCCUAAAGUAUCAUUCCCAGUCUUAUUUCCUUUCAGAAAAUGUGUUAUCAUAGUAAAUCGGAACAAAAUUGUUGGUAAAAAAGUUGUUCCACAGAUAAAAAAAAUAAAUAAAUAAAUAUCAUGUAAAACCAAUACAUUCUUUGUUCCACUCAGACUCUAAAACCAUAAUCAUAUUAUUUUAUACAUCGGUGAUUAUGGUUUCUUUUUUCAUGUUAUAUUAAUAAUACUGGUAUAAUUUCGAAAUUUUUAUUGUCAUCGACUGUUGCUCCGGCGUUGGUGGUACAAAAAUAGAAAACUGUAUAAAAAAUGGCCAAUAAUGCUCAUAAGUGUUCUAAGAAAUAAGUUGGGAAGAUUACAUAGGAUUACAUAGGUUUGAUAACAUAGAAUUAUUUAAUUUAUAUCGCAACAGUAAAUCAUUGCUAUAACGAAUUACGACACUCUUAACAAAGGUUUGGUUAAAUAAUAUGUUUUAAAAUGCAAUUAUUUUUUUAUGGUUUUAAUUUAAGUUUUAACUUCAAACUCGUAUAAAAAAAAGACUACUUAAUACGCUCUACUUUUUUUCCAUUAAGUACAAAUUAUAAUAUACUUCGUGUAAAAUUAUCAAGCAUUUAUGACGGGUUAAAAUAAUUUGAUUUGCAUUAAACCAAAUAAAAACUAAAAACGUGAUAAAUUCCGAUGCAUAUAAAUAUCUUAAAAUUCUCCAGAAUGUUUCAGAACAUGAAACAUUGUCUAGACAAUGCUACUAUAAGUACAGUGGAAUUUCAAUAAGUAAAAAUUUAAGAGAAAUAUAAUUUUUAUAUUUUCUAAAUUUUUUAAGUUUCUAAAAUUAUUUUUAACCAAAUAACAAUAACAAAUCAAAAUUGAACAUAAUGAAAUGGUUAUUUCUGUAAACGAUCCCGUUUUUCUUAUGUUUUUUCACUAUUUAUUCCAUAGUAUUCAACGUAAACAAAUUAACAAAUUGUCGCAUCGAUAAAACGAAAUAUUGUUUUAGGCACUGUUAAGGAAACGUACGACAUAUCGUAAAUUAAUCAAUUAAUCACUGUUUAGCGAGUAACAAUAAUAAAAAUCAUUAAAAUAAUAAUAUUAGAAUAUUCGAAAAACUCUAAUUGGAAAAUUAAAAUUAAUAUUUGAAAUGGAUUACAAUAAUGUCUAUACUUAUAAAUAAUGACAACAUUGACAUUAUAAUAUCUAUAUAAUUUUUGUCUUACGCUCAAAUCGAAUUAUAAACAUUCAUUUACACAUACCUGGAUUUAACAGUUGAUGUCAAUAUUUUUAAUGGAAGUAAUAAAUUCAGACAUAUUUCACGCUAUGGGUAGGCCACUGUUGUAAAUGGGAUGUUGAAGGAAACACGUAGGAUAUUAAAGGGUAAUUUAGUUUAUAUACCUACCUAAAGCAACUUAAAACAAUCGCGAUUAAAAAAUGAUUUUAAGCAGAGCUCGAUAGAUGGAUAGACUGAUAUUUAUAGUAUAUACAAUAUAUAGUAUAAUAGUAUUGACGUUUUAUUAAAUAUUUUUAGAAAAAAUAUCGAGAAUCUAGAAGAAUUGUUCAAAUAGAAUACAAUCACUGGGUAAAAAAUUCGCAUAUUUUAAUCUUUUAUACGAUGCGAAUAUUUUUUACCAUUUUUAGUAAUCAAAUAAAUGUUUUCCGAGAAAGAAAACAUAUUUUAGUAAAACCGUAAUAUCUUGUUCUAAAACUGAUAAAUGCAAUGUCGAUAUAGCGACUUUCUGAAAAAAAAAAAAUGUUUACCUAUCUACUAUAUACAAAAUAUAUUAUGAUACGACUUUAAAAUAAUGCUUAAGUCAUAUAGAUAGUACAGAAAAAAAAAACAGGCCGUCUGGCUUACAUCUGGCAACUAAUAAAAUAAUUAAUGCUAAUGUUAUUAUAACUUAUUGUUUUUAACUUUCUGUACAUUUGUUUAACGGCUACUAUUAUAAGAUAAAUCAAUAAUUAAAAAAUUUUCGUGGUCGCCUAAAAACAAUAUGAUUUUGCAUAAUGGCUCCAUGCGGCGGCAGUUUAGUUUUAUUAAGUCUAAAUUAUAAUAAAUAUGUACUUGAUUGAUGAUUUUAUUGUUUCAUCUUCUAUCACCUGCAAGUCACGUCAGGUGUUUUAUCCGUGUCUUCUGUAUAGAUACAUUAAUAAAUUAAUUAUAUUAUGACCCAUACUAAGUAAGAUAAACAAUGCUUGUUGGAGGAAUCAUGGAAUAAACGAUACAAUAUAUGUAUUUACACCAUGCAAUUGUCAUUGAUUAUCCAUCUAUUAGACUUGAUAUGGCUUGGAUAGGCUUUGGAUACAUUAUGUUUAUAUAUUGAUUACUCAUAAUGAAUCUCAUGGCAUAAUAAAAAUACAGAAGUGUUUCAUCAAACAUUGAUCCUAACUAUUGUUUUUUUUCUCGCUCAAUAUUGUUCACAAACAUCAUAGGCGGAGAGGGGGGAUGAAGAAAAAGCAGUUCGGUUCGUUUAGCGCAGUCCAUUAAUGGUGGCUAUGAUAUCAUUGUCAUUAGUGGCCUGUAUAUCUUUUUCACAUUGGGAAGGGAUGCAAUUUCCUAUUACCGUUACAUAAAAUAAAAUAAAAUUUUCAUUAAAUUUUUGGUACAAGCCAUUAUAGGCCAUAACCAUUUUCAUUAGACUAUUUUUAUUAAUUUUUUUUUUUUAUAUUCAAUGAAAACAAUAAUAUUAGGUGUAUAAAAUAUUUUGUAUCAUCACGUUUCAAAAUCAAGUCAAUUUGUCUAGGCUUCAUUUUAAACAUUUCAUCUAAGAGCUUAAGCAACUAUAAUAAUAUCAAUAAAACAGACGAUAAUUACAGGAAAUUCAUAAAGCAUAAAUCAGUUAUAAAAAAAUAAAGAAAUAAAAAUUUCAAGGAGAGAUUUGAUGCCCUCAUCUCCUUCUCGUGAGAAUGCCUCCGGCCGUGAUAUUUCAAUGAUUAACCGCAAUUUUAUCGAGUUUUCCACUUUUUUUCACUGUAUAAUUAUAAUAACAAUACGACAGUAUAAUAUCUUUCCGGAUAGCGACGAGAUCGCGAGUUUAACGAUUAAGGAUUAUAAAAGUAAUUAUAAGCCUUACUCGGGUAUAUAUAGUGUAUAGUAGGAGGUUUCUUUUUUUAACGGCGUGAGGGCCGACGACGUCGAAUAAUAACAGUACUAAUAAUAUUAUUGUUUCGAAAGAAAGUCGUUAGUGACAGCUGCGGUUUUUUCGCGGACCGAGUCGUCGUGUAAAUUUUAAUCCCCAUAGUCGCCGCCGCCGUCCGAAAGGACGAAAAUAUACAUAUAUAAUAACAAUGACGAUGACGGUAUGGAAUCUCACACCCGGGAGAAAGAUCCGAAACAAAUAAACCGAACCGACCAACAGAAAAAAAAAAAAAAAAUCGAGCGAAAAAAUACCAAAUAUAAAAGUUAUAUGGUACUAGGUUUUGUACUUCGCACGCGAGCUUCCUCCUUCAUCAUCUCCUCGUUUUCCUAACCCGUUGUUCCCGUUCCUCCUGACGUUUGCCCGAGAACUUUUUCGGCUCUUCUGACAACAAAAACAACAACAGGAGGAGCGGUGGAAUACAUAUUAUCUCGCAGUGUUAUUUUUUUCGACCGGGAUCUCGAGCGCAAAUAAAAUGAAAGAAAAAAAAAACCCCGAAAAAAUUGUGUCCGUCCGUUUUGUGCGCUAUAUAUAUAACUGCGAUGACCCAAAACGUUUUCGUUAUUUUAAUAUUAUCAUAACGUUGUUACAAUAUUAUUAUUCCGCAGGACGUGCAUGGCAAUAAACGUCUAAAUAUCAUCCAUUGGUGGUUUAAGGAUAGGACCCUGCAGCAAUAAUUGCACAGCGUAUUUAUUUUGUUUUUUUUUUUCCACGGUAACCCGAUAAUUAUUUGAGGUUAGAUAUAAAAACAAGUGGAAAAAAAAAACCCAAAUGGGAAAAAAAGCAAGUGGUUAUUAUUAUUAUUAUUUUUUAUUAAUGUAAAGUAUUAAAAAAAAUAUUUAUAUUAAUAUUAUUGAUAUUUUUCUCGAAUUUCCCCCAAAAAGAAACGAUGUUACUCUUUAUUUAUCCGUGUCCGUUAUGUAUAUUUUAUUUCUUCUUUUCUUACAACUUUUGGAUACUUUUAGCGGCUCCCUCUGGACCAAAAAAGUUCAAACUCGAAAAUCAGAAUUUUUUUUAGAAGGAACAUUAAAGUAAUAGAAGUUGGACUAAAUGCAACCAUCUUAUUCCUUAAGGAUGGUGUUUGUUUUUUUUUAAACUCCUCUAUAUCCCUCCCCCGACAAGAAUUCCAGGGAGAUAGAACGUCAUAUAUGCAAUCAUAUAUAUAUCAUGGAAGUGCCUUUUGGAGGUUUCAACUUUCAAAACUUCUUCAAAUGCUCUAUGCUCUAAUUUUAUUUUAUUUUUUUAAAUUUUGAAUAUAGCAAAAAAUGUAUUGGUUUUGCUAAGAUGUUUAUUUAUUUAUUUAUUUUUUUUAUACUGUGUACAAAAAUUUUACUAGUUUACUAAAAUAAUACUCUUAUUAUUUUUCAAUUUUGUUAUUUUUUAUAACUUAGUUAAAAAUUCGUAGAGGAUUAAAAUUUGAAAAGAAAAUGUAUAUUUGCCUUUUCCAUACGUAGUUAAAUUUUUAAAAUUUUAAGCCAUUUCUAAACUAUUUAUGGACAUUUUAAUUUUGCGAGUUUUGUACGUAAUUUUUAUUCGAUAGGUACUCUAUGGUAAAAUUGGUAGACUUCAUAGAAAUGAUUGAAAAUAGUAUAGGAGGUUCAUUGGGAGUCUUACUUUGUGGUAAAAAAAAAAGAAUUGUACUUUUUUUUUUUUUUGCAAAGGAAUUUCAAUAUCAAUUCUUGACGAAAAUCGUUGAGUAAAAAAUGAUGUGGAACAAAUAUAAAUUUUCAAUUUUUUUUUUUUUUUUGAAAAUAUGUAUAUUACCGAUUCAAGAACGAUGGUGAAGUCAGAACUAAACCGAUUGACUAAGUUUCGAAAUUAUAGGUAUUUAAAUUUCUGAUAUUAUAUGCUAUGUUAAAUAAUUAAGUAUUGUAUUUUAUAAAGUUUGUUUUAUCAUAGCUGAAUCGUUGUAUAUACCUGUUUCCAUCCUAGGGUUUUGCGAGUUCGAACUCGUGUUUCAAAAAAACAUUGUUUGCAUUUUUUUUUUCAUUUACAUAAACAAGGAAAAAACAAAUGCAUUUCGGGUGUACCUGGAGAUCCAAGCCAACGCUCACUCAGACUAUUUUAAUCGCAAAAUACCCCUCGAUUUGUUGUGCAAACUUUUCUACCAAAAAUCUUGCUCCGAUGAACCAAACCGGAAAACCGGAAAAAUGGGACAAUCGAUACAGUUUUUAACACAUAUUAUUAAAGAAAAUAUUUAAUGCAUGUUUAUCAUCAUACGACACAUAUAUUGUUGACAAAGCAUCACUAUCAACUGAACUGCGCUCAGAACUGUUAUUUUAAUAGCAAUGGUUUAUCGUUGAAUACAGAUAUACAUUAAAUUACCUAUAACUGUUUCUACACCCUACCACUGUUCUAAGACGUCUUUUUUUUUUUUUUUUUUACACGAAAAUUCGUGUUCUGUGAUUGCUCAUUUUUUUAUUUACACGAUAGUAAUUUAUUCGGCUAUAACCAUAAAUCGAAAAAACGAUUCUGAGCCGAGUUCAGUUGAUAGUGUUACUUUGCAAUGAAAAACAGGGUGUCCCACGAGGAUCCAACAAAUGAAAUAAUUUUUGUUCUAUUCAAUAAUUUUGAUAUACAUUUUUUUUAAAUAAUUAGUAUGCUUCAAUGCUACAGUUUAUUUAUGAUCAUUUUUUUUUUUGUAUGGAAGACUACUAAAAAUAAAAAAAUUUUAAAUUUUAUUUAAAUUUUUUUAAAAAAAAACCGGAAUAUCCAUUUUUCAUUUCGAAUUCUCAUGGUAUACCUGUAAAUGUUAUAUUAUAAUACAAUUAUUACAACAAUAUGCGUUUCCAUUACAAUAAUGAUUGUUUAAAAAAAGAUUUAAAAUAAUAAAAAUAUAAUAAUAACAAAAAAUAAAUAAAAACGGUUGCCAAUGCCAAUGUUAACUUUAAUCUUUCAAUCUGUUUUAACCUAAAGAACCAUAUUUUCUUCAUUAUCUCGAGUAUAAAUGAGAACUUUUAAAAAAUGACCUCUUUAAAGUACUACGCAGUUAACGUUUCUUUUCAGGAAAUUUGGUAUACUUAAUAAUUGGAGCAAGGUUUCUGAUUGAAGAUGUGUUCAUAUAAAAAAAAUAUACUUAUUUGUAAAACUAAUACAUUGUUCGCUAAUCUCAGAAUCUAAAACAUUUCGCCAUAGUAAUAUAACACUGUAUAUUAUGUUGUCUGAUUAAAUAUUAAAAUACAGGUCGUUUGAAAAAAAAUUAUAUUGCGAUUUAAUAAUAAUAUUAUUAUAUCAAAUUAUACACAUCUGUAUUUAAAUGUUACAAAUCUUCGAACUAUUAUUUUUAAUAAUUCUAUACAAUAUUAUAACGCGUGUUGGUUUCUGGACGAUAUGAUUUCUGAGUCAUUGUGAAUUAGCAACGUAUUUUCGGGAGUGGGGUUUUGAGGGUUUACGCCCCGCUUUAGAGGUACACAACCUUCUAUAAUAAUAGUGGACUCAUUACAAUUUAGUCUAAAUUAUGUUAAUAUACCCCUCCUCCCAUAAAAAAAAAACAAGUAAUGAAUACUCCACUGAUUUCGACUUAAAUCAAAGUCUCGUUCGGUACGCGAAAUUAUAAGAUUAAAAACAAAAGGGUCUUCGAGGUUUUCAUUAAACCAUGGUUUCAUUCUAUUGCAAUAAACAAACAAAUAUAUUUGCUUAGGAAGACUGCUUGCAGCUAUGCAUUUUCUUUCUUUCGGUUUAUGAUCGUAUAAUAUGGUGACAGUAGUGUAUUUUUAAACGAACCGUAUUGAUUUUGUACGAAAAAAAUUCUCUAGUGUUUUCCGGAUCGAAAAAUUAAUGCCAUGUCGCCUUCGCCGGAAAUACAAAUUUAAUCAUUAUUUAGAUUUUUGCAAUUUAAUAUUUUGACGAGUAGAUGUAAUAUUUUCGUUAAAAAUAUAAUUUUAUAAAUUCUGAACGGAGUUUGAUUUCAUUUUUCUUUCCAUGAACGAUAUAGUUUUCUAAACUACACAUCGUUAGUAUACCUAUAGCUUCCAAACUAUUUUAGCUCUUUUUGAGUUUGGUAUUUUCCUUAGACUUUUGGAGAUAAAAUUGUUUUCAACUCGGUUCUACAUUCUUUACUACCGUUUGAGCUAAAUAUUUUUUACAUCAAUUACACCAUAGAAAUAUCUAUUAUUUUUCAGAGUGGAUCCAAUAUAAUGUUAUAAUAUUUCGAUUGUAAAUAAAUAGUGUUUUAUUUUUGCAAUAUUUUUUCACAGACACCGAUUUUCGACGCUCUGAAACAAGUUUUAUAAGUUCACAUAAUUCGAUCGUGAUUUAACAGAAUUUAAUAUGCUCGUGCUGCAAAAUUAGAAAACUUAAUUUAAUGUCCGUUGUUUUUGUUUUUUUUUUUUACAAGUGUAUAAUAACAUAAUUGCGGCCAUAACACGUAUAACCGAAAGAAACCGAGAAGUAUAAUCUGUUUUAAGAUACUUGUUUAAUUACUAUAAUAAUUAUAAUUGUAUAUAAAUCGAGUGUACUUACAACCUAAUAAUAAUAUUAUUAUAUACACGAGUAUACUGCAUCCACAAUAUUAUAUUCUCGCAAACUUGUAAGUCAUAAACAAACAAUAGGGUGCGCGGUAAUUUGUCUUACGACGUUAUAACCGUCUUAUUUUUACGUGAACGCACAUAUCAAUUAUCGCUAAUCCGUUGAAAAUUAGGGUUGCCGACCGUCCGAUUUCAGCGUUUCAUCUGGUUAAAUUAUUUAGAUAUAGGUGUAAUUUUAUCUUAUACAUAUUAUGUUUUAUUCAUUAAACCGGGUAAUCUCCUCCGUUAUCCGAGAUAAUAAUAUUAAAUUAUUAAAGCGUCUUGAAAAAUCGUUUGAUAUCAUAUAAUCGAUAUCACUUAAUAUUAUAUUUUUUAUUUAUAGAUGUAAUUUUACAGUUUAUAUUAAAACGUAUCGUUAAUGGUGAAACACACAAACUUUUUUUAAAUUUACAGAUAUUUGCCAUAUCUGAGCUACAGUUAUAGCACUUAAUUUUAUGAUAGGUAAUGAAAUUAAAAAAAAAUUAUGUUAUUUAUCAUUAUCCAGACAUUUAAAAUUGUAUCUUUGUGGAAUAUUGAUUGUAGAUAAUAUUAUAAAAACGCUAUAUUAUUGAAUUUAUACCGUACCUAUAUCUCAUUAUUUAUUUUGCAGCUGAAUCUACAAAAAUAUGUGUAGUGGUAUACUUUGGUAUAUGGUAUCAUUCUUAUCAAAGAGCCUGAGAAUGAACACUUUUUAAUCCAAGGUAUGGAAAAUCCAUUAUGCAUAUUAUGGACAGUACCCAGUAUUUUUUGUUAAAAUCUACAAAAAAUUGGAGUAUAAAUAUAUUUUGCAUAAACUUAUUGGGUUACUGAGUAUUAAAGUUCAUUUUUUUUCAUUGAAACUAAAAAUUCGCGAAACGGUUGUUUAAAAGUCCUUUAUUUGAGAAUAAUAAUAUUUUCUUGCUGUAUCUCAUAUAUUACUCUAUAAAAAUCAAUAUUCUAGUACCUUGGUAGAAACAAAUGUGGAAGGUGGUUAGUUAAACACAAAUUAGCUACCUAUUAAACUAAAUACAUAUAAAUAAAAACCGCAUGGUGAGAUGUGCAAUUUACGAGUUUCGGACUGUUUCUUAUUGAUUUAUUCUUGUUUUUUUUUUUUAUCUUAUCAUUAAAUCAAACGAAAGACUCUCUUGAUUCGAGAUGUGUGAUUUGCUUUAUUUAACGUCUAUUUAAAUUUUAGAAUAUUGAUUUUAGUUUUAUUAAAAAUAAAUAUUUUUCAAUUGAGGUUUGCCCUAGGAUAAUUCAAAUAACGGUGCCACCCCAAAAAUAUUUAUACAAGGAACAGAUAACUUAUAGAUCCUUUUUAACAUAAAAAUGUAUGAACAAUAAAAUAAAAAAAGUCCUUAUUGGGUCAAGUCCGGUCUUUGUAUAUUUUCAAACGUCCGGUUCCAUCGUUUAUUUUAUUAGUUCGGUCCGGUCCUGGACUUAAUUUCACAUCACUGGUUCAUUUUGGUUUUUGAAAACAUAAACCGUGCAGAGAUCUUGUCUAUCUGUCUUACAAAUAUAUAUUUUUAUUCCGAUAGAUACCUCGAUAGAAAUUUGCAUGCUUAACAAGCAAAAUAAGAAACAAAUCUCUUGUUUAUUUUUUACCACGAAUUUUAAUCCUUAAGGGUGGCUUUCACUUGAAAUUUGGUAUUUAAAUACGUACAAAUUUAAUUUUUUGAUUAAUUUAUGGGUGACACGGAUGAAAAAAAAACCAAUUACAAUUAUUUAAUUUGAUUAUUAAAGAAAAUGAAGUACCCUUUUUAAAACAUAAAUUAUUAUUGGGCUUCAAAAAUUAACUAUUUUAGAAAUAAGAGUACUCCCAGAAAAUUGGGGUAUUACAUGAAUAAUAGAAAUUAUCUGUUUGGUACAUGGCGAAAUUGAUCACACGAUCUGCAUGUGAAAAAUCUGAACUUUUACAUACAGAAGCCAACAAACGAGACAGUAGAUGCACCUGGAAGAUCCGAUUUCCGUAAUUUAAUAUGUUAAAGACUGAUACAGUCUUUUAUUAUUUUUAGAACAAAAAUCGAAUAUUUUUUUUGUUAGUUUGUAUUACCUUGGCCACAUAAAUAAUAAAUAAAAGUUAUUAUUUGUCGAUUUGUUGGUUAUCAUGCGGAAAUAACGGUUAAAAACGAGGAGUUUGGGAAAAAUAGCCAUUAUUCCUAAUAAGGUAUGAGUUUUUUUUUUUAAUCUCAUCCGAGUGCGACCAAAGAUAUCGACGGAAAUAAUUUUAUUUUUGUUUCGAAAAUUGGUAUGUUGCGGUAGUGUUAGCGGUGGAGUAAUGCCUGUGAGGCGGCACUGUAAUUAAAAAACCGGUAACAAAAAAUAUGUUGUAUCUCUAGUAAAAACAUACGAGUAAAUACUUGAAAAUCCACACACAUAAUGAAGGUGUUAAUUCAUCAAAUUUUGAAAACUGAGUUAUGUACAAAAAUAUCUCAGAAAAAAAUCUCUAUUUUUCGGGUAGGAUAUGUUAAACUAAUUUUUCUUAUAUCGAUCAUGUUAUAUCAAUGUGCGUUUAGGACAAAUAACGGUUUUUUAUUUUUUUUUUUUGUGUUUAAGUUUUGUCACAUUAUACUGCAGCCUGCAGUGACUUAAAUUAUAAUGUAUCUUUCAAAUGUGUCAUGUAUGUAAAAAAAAGUCAAUUAUACCUAUAUUUUAUGUUUUAUUAAUCAAUUAUAGUUACUAAAAAAUUUAUUUAAAUCUAUGUGUUAAGAGAAUUAAGACAACUUUUGUUUUUUUUUUUUUAAUUGAUAAAAAUAAAAAAAGCUGAAUUUUGAAAAUUAAAAUGUAAGAAAAUAUGUUUCACAAUAUAGAACACACUUACAGUUCUUAAAAUAUGGAUCACGUUAUGGCAUUGCGUUUUUAUUUCAAGUUUAUUUUGGCUCUUUUGAAAUGUUCUGAAUUAUUGACUUGACACCUUUUACACGCGCAUCCGCGAAUUAUUAUGUUAAAAAUAUACCACCAUCGCCGAUGCUAUACACCAGGGAUCGGCAACCUUUUUAACCGUUCGGGUCUUGUUUUUUUAAACUUUUUAUUGAGGGCUUCUUUAAUAAAAAUCAAAUUUGACAGAAUACAUAAUAACAAUUUUUAACGCUAUUAAAAAUUAUAAUGAUAUUAUAUCAGUUUACAUCAAUGUUAUAUUACAUGUAAAUAUUAUGGAUUGUUCAUAAUGAGUUUUAGUGUUUGAUCUUUUAAAAAAAAUUGCUUUUAGGAAAAAUGCUAAAAUAAAAAAAUUGUACACAAAUGCGAUUUCGGUAGCUACAAUUAAUUGUUUAGUAUAAUUUACUAAGUAAAUAGCACUGAAUUAUGGAUUUUAUUGAAACAUCAUAAGAAUGCUAUACAUUUUUGUGGGUCGUAUCAAAUGGUUAACUACUGCUUUACACGGGUCACCCAAAUCCCCUCCUCUACACCAAGCAAGUCAAAUGCAGCGGCCAUUGAUUCCUUCUUUUUUUUUUUUCGGUCCACAGCUACCCUGAAAUAUUGAAAAUAAAGAGAAAAAAAAAACCUCAUAAUGAAUACAAUUUUCAUUGUGUAUCGUAGUUAAUAUCUUAGAGUACACUAUUAUCUCAACCACCGCCAUUGUUUCGCCUGUCCAACCACUUCACAUUAUCGUGAUGCAAAUAUUUUAAUUAUCUAUAAAUAGAUCAAAAUGUUUUCAAAAAUAUACCACGUUGAUAAAACGCUAAUAUAAGUAUAUUUAUUUUCCAAACACAAAUGCUCGAGUUAAUCGAAGUCGAUACAUUUUUUAUUUUGAAAUACACUGGGGUGUUUUUUUUUUUUAAAUUAUUGCAGUACCUAAAUAAAAAAAAUUCAAUUCGGACGGUUUAUCCAUAUUGAUUCAGCGUGUAUUUAUUAUUAAUUUGUUUCCAGCCCGAAAAUAAAAUGUUAUAAUAUUAUCGUUAUUUACUUUUUACCAAUUAUUUAAAGUUACUAUAUAUAUAUUUUUUUUUUUUUUUUUUUAACACAUCAUAUUGCAUAGUUGUACGCGUGUAAUACAUAUUUUAUUGUUUUUUUUCUACCUUCUCCGGUCGAAAUAAUAAAUGGCAAAAAAUACUAAUGCAUUCACAGUAUUCCGACCGAAGUUUAUAAGUAAAAAAAAAAAAAACAAAAAUUUUUCACUACACAUAAAAGUUUAUUCGUUUUUGUGAUGUUUUUAUAGAAGAGAACAUUAUAAAAAAGUGAAAAAAAACCUGCAGGUCUGAAUAGAAAAAUUUUUUUAUGAAAUAUUAUUAUGUUUAGAUUUAAAGUAAAGCGAGGCAUGUAUUGGAAUGAUGUGUGGUAUUUAUUUGUGUCUGUAAAUAAUUUUUUUUCUAGAAAUAUAUCUCCAAUCAGAAGCUUUAUAGAAAUUUUCUUAUAGAAUUGCAGUUGAUUUAAAUGACGCGUUAAGGAGAUAUGAAAAUUAAUAACUUAUUAUGUAUCCUGCUCUCUCAAUUUUCUACCUACAACAGGGGCACCUCGGAUUAUCUCUUUUUUUAAAGAUCGUUUUGUUAAAAUAAUUUGAAAUUUUAUUUUUGAACAACAAGACUAUAUUGUACGAACAGCCACGUAACACUAUAUUUAGGAUCGCGUGCUUGUAUAUUUUAUUUAUUGUCAUGAAGCAUGCACAAGGAAUUAUUAAAUUUUUAUUUUUUCUUCCUAUAUUUUAUGUUUAUGGGUUUGUUUUUCGUAUGGAAUGGCUGAAAAAAAAAUCGAAAAUACCGUAUAAGACACUCGUUCAUUUUAAACCGUUUUAUAUUUUCAACUGCAGUAGUUACACUAUAUAUAUAUACACUGUAUCUAUAGAUACCAUAUAGAUAUACCGUAGAAAUAUUAUUUAUCAAUCCGGUGCGCCAAUUGAAAUUCUAUUGGAUAAUAUUUUGUGGAUUUCGCUGAAUGUUAAAAACGAUUGGAAAAUAUUAUUAUGUAUAUAUUUAAUCAAUAUACAAAACUAUUUUACGUGUUUAUCUAUUCAUUACGUGUACAAUAUUAUUAACGUCUCAUCGUUUUCCACGGAACAGUUCAGAUGAAACUAAUACUAUAAUAUUACAUUAGUUGUAUUACCCGGCUUUGCCCGUGAAAUAGAUGUUUUUUUCCAUAUAACCAAUGAAAAUACAAACAAAAUAAAGGCGCGAUUUUCGUAUUUUAAGGAAAAAUUUCUUGUGUGAACUCCGCAUAAGGGGUUGAAUUUUAUGACGUUUUAAGCGAAAUUGAUCGAGUAAUGGUCGAAUCUAAACAUCACAUGCAACCAAUUAAUAAAUUGUCUAUAAUAUAUUUAGAUUUAGUAAUAACUAAUAUUAAUAUUAUAGUACCUAGUAGAUAGGUGCAUAGUAUUCAAUGACAAAAUAUCCAAUAUUUUAUAAUAAUAUUAUAUAGAACUAACGAUAAAAAAAUACUAAUACUGCUGAUACUGCUUAUAGUUUUUUAGUGGAAGUUAAAAUAAAGGAUAUCUAGAGUUAUUUAAUUUGUAACCGUGCGUAACAUUAAACCCUAGCUAACGAAAAAUGAUUUGGACCAGAUUAUUAUUUGUUAUUUUCCCCUUGGUUGGAAAAGUAAACCAGAAAUUAAAACAAAUUUUACAAAAAAUUACUAAUCUUUCUCAUUUGUUAGGAAAACUACAAGGAAAAUUAAAAUAUGACUUCCUCAAUGCACUAACUAGAUACAAUAUGUACAAGAAAGUUCCAACCAAAGUUUUGAUUGAAGCAUGAUUUCUGGCCGAAAAGUUGUUUAAUUACACCAUGGAAGUUAGUGUUCUCUAUUUUCGUUUAAGAAAUAGCUUCACGGGCCGCUUACCUAUUUCAUUUUUCUAAAACUAAGUGACAAUAAAAUGAACAUAGAACAUAUAGGAGCAACUCGGCAUAUCACAUUGUCUUAAACUCAAUUAGAAAUCAGAUUUAAUAUGAUAGAUUAUAGUAGAUAAGUUUUUUGUCAAAUAUUUGAUUACACAGUUUUCUGUUCACUUGAUCACAAAUUUGAACACAUUAACAGUUGUAUUGCGGAAUCUUAAAUAAAAUAGCGUCAUAAAUUCAAUUUGAUCAAAAAUUUGGCAUGUUGCUUUUAAACGGACCUUAUCUAAACCUAACGUCCAGUCGAAAAUGACAAGGGAUACAGAUUAGUUUUAUAUAUAAAAAAAUUAUCUUUAACCCCCACCGCGACAAAAAAAAGUUUUAUGGAAAUCACCACAUUACAUAUAGCACGCGAUCGGAUUAAAUAAUUUCGGUUGCAUACACGCAAUUUUUUUUUCAUAAAAAACCCGUCGUAUUAUAUGUCGAUGUAUUUACUCUUUUUUUUUCCGAUUAAUGCCCUCCCAAAAAAAAAAAAUGUCACGAAUUUUAAAAAAAUAUCUACCGUAUUAUUACCGCCAACUAUUAUAUUAUAAUAAUAUAGCCAACGGUUCCACCCCGGCCACUGCACCGGUACACAAUAGUCGCUGUGGGCGUGCGCGAGCAUAUAAUAAUAAUAUAAUAAUUCUUCAGAAAUUCCAUAUAAUUUAAUAUAAUGCUGGUGUGAAAUCAAAAUAAUAUACUAUACCAAUAUGCUACGCGUACGCCGAUUAGGCAUACCAAUAAUAAUACGGUUCUCCGCUAUACGAGCGAUUUUGGAAAUGAAUAAUAUGCUGCGCGCUGUCUAAACACUGUUUACGCCUACUGACGGAAAAGUGAAUUACGCCGUGUUAAUCGUACGUUAUUCAACGGUCAAAAACCACCGCAAAGUACGACUUAUAAUUAACCUCCUGUUCAAUUUUCAGGCAUUUCUGUUUUGUCUAACAAUUUUAUGCACAGAGCAUCUAUCAAAUAAAAAAUAAAGUAUCUAUAAAUUGUUUUUGCAGUUUGACUGCGUAAAAAUAGGCAAAGUUUUGUGUCCGAAUUUCAAGUCUCUACGAUUAUUUUUAACUGUAUGUCAACAAAUAAGAUAAAAACAUUAUUUUCGUUAAUUUUCCGUUUUCUCCUGGGUUUUCCCAAAUAUUAUGAAAACCGCUUGGAAAAUUUAAACGUGACCUCCUAAUGUACCAUAUAGACAAUAUUUUAUUUCAGAAAUGGUGUCACACGUACAUACCGAGGCAAGAUUUAAAGUGGAAAUUUUGGUCAGAGCAUAAAAAAAAAAAAAAAUAAUAAUAAUGAACAUCUUUGUAAAACCAAUAAAUUCUUCGGUACACUCAGAAUCUAAAAAGCCAUGUUAAAUAAUAUAUUGAUUAUAUCUAUUAUAUCUACUUUUGGAUCAAUGACUAUGCCAAAUGCUAAUGUAAGCCCUCCUUAGGGACGCGCCUUAAGGGUGCCACUAAAAUAUCUACAUUGCUCGUAUUUUUAAAAAAACUAUUCGUACCAUAAUCUUCUGUUUGUUGUAUAGUGUGUGGGGAGUUUAUAAUUUGCACCAAAAUAAAGAUAUGUAAUUUGCACCAUUACUGGUAUCCGAAAAUAGUGUUUGUAAUUUUCACCAAAAUGAGUACCUAAUAUCUUUGUGUUCGAUUGUCAAAUGGCUAUUCGAUUAACCCACAUUGGUAUAAUAGAAAAUUUUAACUAGACUAUACUACUAUUUUUACAAAUCCAAAAAUGUUUGUUUUCUUUAAGAUAAGUUUAUCUUUGCAAAAAUAUUCUGUUUCUAAAGAAUGAAUUUAUAAAUACAUAAUAAAUAUACACUACUUUUAUGCAACAUUAAUUAUUAUUACAUUAUUUGAAUGAUAUUUUCAAACUUUCAUAUAUUUUUGUAAUAUUUCAUUUUCUCACUAAAAGUAAGAAAAUAUAUUAACUUUACUUUCGGUAUUAUUACCUACCCUUAUUUGUUAAUUAUUUCAAAAUUUGGUAAUUGACUAUCCGUUGUAAUCGUAUAAUUUGUUAUUUUGACCAAAUACUAAUCCAAGGGUUUCCGACUUUUCAUUUGUAGCACAAAAAUACUGAAUUAUUUUUUGGCCUAAAAUAAAACAAUUAUUAUACUCGUAUUAUAUAAUAUAUCUGUCGUAUAUUAUUGUUUUAAGGUAGCUUUUAAGUCAAAACUGACCUACUGUAAAACGGUGUAAAUAGGUAAGUGGAAUAACCACUCAAGAUUGAAACUUGUACUUAGAUACUAUCGAAAGAAUAAUUGAUUUGAAUUUUGGUGCAAAUUAAAAUUCCUAUUUCUUUUUUAUCUGAGAUGGUGCAAAUAACUAAUGUUAUAUUUAUUUAGUGUCAAUUUUGCUACAAAUUGAUAGAUUUCUAACACUAUUUUCGCUGAACUUAGAAGUAUAAAGUUCCACUCUGACGUCAUGUUUUCGAAUUUCCGAGUUCAUCUGAAUUGGGCUACAAACAAUAUAAAAUUUAUAUUUUAUUUGAUAAAUAUUUCCGCAGACUUUGAAAACGAUUCGGAUGGAAACGAUAUUAUUAAAUCGACGUCGUGUGAAAAUAGCAUUUCUUAUAUGAUACUCUACUUAAAAAAAAAAAAAAUAAAAACCGAAGGAAAAUAAUAAUACCAAGAGAAAAGGCCAUUUUGGAGUUACUCAUGGAGAGAAGGGGUGAGAGAAAUGGCGUUAUCAAGAUUUUACUGACGAUACAAUAACUGUAAAAAGUCGACGGAAAAAAAACCCCAAAAGUCGAUCCGAGUGAGAUUUAAAGAAAACCAAGUAUUGGAAAUUGUCUCGAUUUUUUUUUUUUUAUGUAAUGAAUAUAUAUUUGAAUACUCUGCACGUCGAUAAUAUUGAAAAGUAAUAUUUAAUUUAGCAGUGAUACCGCUUUGACGAUAACCGUUAUAAAAGCAAUGAAAACUAAAUUGAUUACAUGGACACAUUAUUUUGUUUUUUUUUUUUUGAUCGCAUGAAUGAAUAAAUUAGCGAUUAUCUACAAAAUUUGCUUUUGAUAUUUUUUUUUAAAAUUCUGUUUUUGUUUUUCAAUAUUUUGUUUAAACUGCUACACCUCAUAAACGAUAAACUGAUAUUUAUUAUGAUUGUACGCAAAUUAAAUUUGUAAAAAAAAAGCAAGUAUAUUUCGUUCUCUUUUUCAGAUCGGUGAUUUGAAGUUGCUAUUUAAAUAUUGAUUUAUUUAUAUGUUGCAUUACGGAAUUAGGAUCGAAUUUAGAAUAUUCAGUAAAAAAUAGACGACGAGAUUUUUGCGCUAUUGGUCAAUAUCGCUAUAAUAUUUUGAUAUACAUUAUAUUAGAUACGCUUAAAAACUAAAUAAUAUAUUUAUGUAUCAUAGGCCUGUGAUUACGUUGUCUUUAAAAAACGCGUAAAAAAAAAUCAUCUGACAAAAUUUCUCAAAAAUAUUAAAAAAAAAAACAAAAAUUGAAGGGUUUUGUAAAUAAUUAGACAGUUCCAUUUUAAAAAAACUGUGUUAUAAAGUUUAAUUUUUAAAAUUCAUUAUUCUUUAAAUACAGGUUAAGGAUUUUUCUGAAUAAAUUUGCAUUUAGCAUUUGUACAUGUAAUUUGUUCAUGUCAUUUGUUCAAUGACAGAUUUUGAAAAAUGAAGCUGUCUGGUUGUUGCACUUAACCUUUUAAAGUAAUUUAAUUAUUAUACCUUUUUAUAACUCUAUAGAGUUAAAUAUAUGAUUUUAACACUUAUAGUUCUUUAACGACGUUAUCAUACGUGACUUCAGUAGCGAGAUGUUCCAUUAAUAUUAUCGAGGUUGGUCUUUUUGACUUUCGUGUGUCAUACUAUUGAAUUAUUUUUAAAUUUCAUUUUUAUAGUAUAUUUAAUUUGAAAAAUUACAGUUCACGAGAGCAGCUUAUGAACACUAUAUAGUUAUAAAAGUUGAAAUUACUUUAAAUAUACGUUGGAAAUUAUCAUAUUUUGAUAAUUUGUGUAGUCAGCUAAAAGAGGUUUUUGUUGUGGAUCAAAUAUACGAUAACGCAUGAUAUUUAAUGUCACAUAUGAGAAGAAUAUUUUUUCUAAAAUUAUUCAGUUUGUGUUUAUUAUAUAGAAAUAUUAAUAAAUAAAUUAUGGUUUCCUCACCCCCUCCUCCCCCAAUUGUUGAUGUUCGUGAAAAACGUUUAGUGAGAAGGAUAGUGAUAGUUAAGGCAUACGGGGCAAUUAUAGAUGGAAUAUUUCUGUAUUUUCGUUACAUCGUGAAAUUGAUUAUGCAUAUCCAUAGUACAAUUAUUGUGGAUACCAAUCGUGAUCCAUAUUCAUGUCAAUCUGAUAAAUUGAUAAAUAAUGAAAAUUGCGUAGGUAAAUAAUGACGUCGUAUUAUAUCUUCCAUGAAUGCCUCUUUCCCCCCUCAUUCCACAAUUUUCUCUGUCGCUCCUGUCACUCGAUAUCGGUUACUAGUUUUUUUCCCGUAUAAACCCAGUCCGCUAAUUAGGUAAUAUACGUCUAUAUGAUUUGUAUACGUCUAAUUUUAUUGUACGUUCGAAUUAAGAAUUUCCUCGACGCGACCCGCGGGCGGGCUACCGCACACCUUACACACACAGUGGUCACGUCUGUAUCUGAAUGAUAGCCGGUUCGUGAUAAAAUAGAAAGAAAAAAAAAACAACACGAAUCGCCCUGUAUACCGCGUAAUACUAAUACACGAUACCGUCACACGGAUGAUCCGUUAUAUAACUAUUAUGACACAUCGUCGGUGUCGGCCGCGCGUGUAUUGAUCGUAUAAUAAUAUUAAUAUAUCUAUAACCUAACCGUGCGCGUGUGUAUGAAAUGAAUUAUUAUUGUAUAAUAUUUUAUUAUAUUAUAUUUUUUUUUUUUUUAUUUUUCCCGCGCGCAAAUAAAACAUCCGUACAAUAAUACGCCGGAGACCGCGAAAAAUCGAUUUUACCCGUCGUCUUCGUCGUCGUCACUAUAUCGCCUACAAUGACAUUAUAAUAAUGAUUGACCCGCGUGUACGAUAAUGUGAAAUCUCUCGUUCGACAACAACGACGCCGACGUUCGCGGUGUCCGCGGUAUAAACCGCGGCGUACCUAUGUCUACAGACUCCUCUCCGCCGCACACGCCACCCGUCGAAAACCGCUCGCCGUUCGACCCGGUCGCGAUAUUAUUAUAGCUACUAUUUUAAUAACGGACGAGUCAUGUCAAAUCGUCUUCGAGACAUCGUCAAAAAAUAAUAAUUACACCAUAGUAGCGAUAAUAAUAAUAACAAUAAUAACUAGACGUGCUCGUCUCGGCAACUAUACGACCUGAAAAAUAUUGGUAAAGCAAAGGAAAUGUAUCGUUACUUAAACUACAACAACAUGUAUCUUAUAGUUUGACAACAACGAUCUUAUUAUCAAUACUGAGAAAACAGGUGUUUCCCGACCUUUUAUCAACAUAACAUAUCCCAGCCAAUAACACGUGACUAAUUAUCAAUUGUAUUGAGAAGAAAAAAUACACUUAAAAUAGAUUGUUAAUGUAAAAUAUAUGAAUCAAAGAUUACCAGUAUUUAACUUUGUGAGAUAAAUUCAUUUAAAUAAUGUUUUUUAAUUACCUUCUAAAUUUACAUGCCAUAAGAAACUGGCGCUUAAGCGUUACAAUAGAAGCGAUGGUAAAUUAUAAUAUUUCACGCUUUGCCGUAGUGUGUGUGUUCCCCCUCCCCCACUAUCUUUAAACCACUUUUCGGCCAGAAAAUUUACUGCUAACAUCGAUUGAUAGGGGUGGUAGCGUGUUGACAAUUUUUUCUAGUUGGUGUAUUCGGAGUUUCAUAUAUUGAUUUUCAUUGUACUUUUUUGAAUAAUUAAUUAGUUUCGCUUUAUAAUUGUUAUUUUUUUUUUAUUCUGGUGACGUAUUCUACAAUCGUCAGUUUAAAUAUAAUAUAAGAUAAAUAUAUAAUCGAAAACGCAAACAGAAAAAUUAAAAAUCUAUAUCGUCAGAGAUUUUAACUAUAAAACCUAUUCAAGCCAAUUUUAUCAGAUAAUAUUUUUAAUUAUCUAAACUCAAACAAUUAAUUCGCAUAAUGUAUAUAAAUAUGCACUGAAAAAUUAUCAAAUAACGGAUAAGGAGCUUAAAACGAAAAAUUAAAGUUUCAUUUUCGGAUUAUUUAUUACAUUACAUUAUUUAAUUGCGUACUUGGGAAAACAUAUUAUUGUCAUAAAUCACCGGAGAAAAAAGAACUGCGAGUUUGAAAUCCGGGCCCCAAAUUGUUAUGAUGACGUAUCCUGUACGCAAAUUAUUUGUGCGACCGGCCUGUAUAUUAUUUAAACACCGGAUAUAAUAUUAUUACAACCAUUAUUAUUAUUAGAGAAACACGAACCGAAAAUUCCUUAUUUUCUCGAGAGAUUUUCCGAGAGGUUUUCGUAGAAAACUGUUUAUAGGUUAUUACACGGGGCAAAAUGACGUAUGUUUCGAUCGCUACCAUAUUAUAUAUAAUAAUGAUACGAGUAUAGUUAAGUACUUUAAUUUUUAGAGGAUCCCGUUGCUGUAUACAGCGACGACGAUGGCAAUAACAAUAAAUUACUUCCUAUUUCGAUUAAAAUUCUUCUGCCGUCGUCCGCGUAGCUUGGGGUCGGCCGUAGAACCCGCGGUCAGUAAUUUCGCCUUAUAAUAUACACUGCAUGGGUAUAUAUAUAAAUUAUCGUCGAAGGGUUGUAAUACGAUGUAAUACGUUAAUUUCGCGGUGCCGGGUCUUGGCGAGGUCUAUACUAUGAACGAUGGUCGGACUCAAUAUCUUAUAAGUAUACAGGUAAUAUAAAGUCUACUUGUCACCAAAAAAAAAAAAAUAAUAAUAAUAAAAACCCCUGAAAACGUUAGGUCUAUUAAUUUGAAUUAUAAUUUUUCUACUCGGGUCGUAGACAGUUAAAAAAAAAAAUCUGGAAGAAUAUACAGCACGAUUCACUAAGCGAGCUCACUCCAUUUUUUCGCCUAUAUUAUUCAAAUUUUUGGAAUUUUUAAGUGUAGUUAAAGCCGAGAAUUUUGAAUACUUAGAUUUUCCAAAACAUUUAAAGAGUAUCUUGUAGUGCCAACAACUUGAGUUUUUCAAAUGGGAACGUAUAUAAAAAAAUUCCAUAAAUAGACGGAGUAUUAUGAUAUAUGGAGUGCAAUUUCAGAGAAGAAGAUUUAUGAGAAAAUGCAAGAGGUAGGUAGAAGAAGAUUUGGAAAGCCUGAAGGUCUAAAACUGGAGAGAGGUUGUUUAAGGUAUGUGGCGAAGAGUAUUUAUGGAUGUAAAAACUCUUACAUGUAGAGUAUAAUUACAAAAUAUAGUCAAAUAUGCCCCUAAAAAAUGCUUUUUAAGUUCUAGGGAAAUAAAACCCUUUAAAAUUGACCUAAAGACAUUACAAAUUCUCUAAAAAUGGAAAAAUGCAAUUUAAAGGUUUUACUUUUCUAGUUGUUAUUUGCUUAACAUUGGUGACACACAACGUUUAUUAAUACUAUAAUAUAUAAACACUAUAGAAAUCAUAAAUAGGACGAUUAAUAAUCUUUAUUGACAAAUGAUACCUAAAAAAUAUAAAAAAAAAACAUAUGAAAACAAUAUUUCUUGAGACACUUCUUUGAAUUAAUUCAGUUUAAAUUAAUAAUUCGUGUAACGUAUUAAACGCACUUAAAAAUGUAAAAAAUGGUUUAAAAAUCAAUGCAUAUUGAAAAAUACAAAUAAAAAAUGUACAAAAGUAUUACUUUUGAAGAAUCUGUUAUCGUAUUAUGUACUCGGAAAGCAAUGGUUGGGAUCAACAAAAAAAAAAAAAAAAUUAUUUUCAUUGCAAUCCAAUCAUAAUAUUAUCACUAAGAAUAGAUACCUACAGAUUUUGUAAGCAGUCACUUUUUCAAUACAUCUAGCCACUAACGUCUAGUUUUAAAAUGAAAUUGUGAAGUAUAACAAACCAAAAAUAAUUUAAAAAAUUGACAUUUAGAAUUAAAUUAUACAAAUAUUGUUGGAGCACUGUUUUGUUAUUGACAAGUUGUCAAUUAUUACUUUGCAUGAUAACCUAAUUUAAAUUUAAGAUGAAUUCAUUAAGUUUUAAAGCUAACGAGUUAUAAAAUUAGUGUGAAUAAGUGUACAAACUAUUAUAUCAAAGGAAUAUCUUAGCGUAUUAGUAAUUACAUAGCAUUUGUGUUCGUUAAAUAAAUGUAUAUAAGUAUACACAGUAUACUUCAUGUAUUUUUGUAUAGUUUUCAUUAGUAAAACUUCAGAUUGUAUUGAAUAUCGUCAGUAUAUGAGUUCAAUAAUUCAUAUUAUAUUAUUUGAUAAGCGCAAAUUAUUAUAGUUAAAAAAUGCAAAAUAAAUCCAUUUUAAUCUUAAAUUUAUGUUUGUAUUUCAGACCCGCCGAUUGGACAACCGUUGUUAACGCUAGAGAAACGGCACUACACCAUCGGAGACACGUUAAAAGGCAACUGCACGUCACCGCCGUCCAACCCACCAUCAAACGUCUCGUGGUACCUGAAUGACAAAUGGGUAAGACAAAACAUUUCAGAAUAG